Messenger RNA from Podarcis lilfordi (Lilford's wall lizard), 49382 nucleotides. The record is from the annotation of a GenBank genome assembly. NCBI's taxonomy places the organism in Eukaryota, Metazoa, Chordata, Lepidosauria, Squamata, Lacertidae.
CCGGGGACAACCGCGAGAUAUAUCAUUGUGCAAGGGAAAACACAAGGACGUUACCAAAGAUGGUUGUGCAACAGAUUUUGCAGCAAGAACCCGCUUUUGUACAACAAGCUUCCACUAGCACAGUUGUUGCAUUGGAUUCCUUUGAACUCUGCCAUCCACUAGUACAUGGGCUCUUGUACUGGGAAACAGAAGAUACUGCAUACGGACCAUUUCCCAGGGGUUGAGAUAUGUCCCUUGAUAUCUAAAACUCUGACGCCUACAAUGAUGAAAAUCAGGAGCAGUGUUUGUGUUCUGGAAGAAUGAAAACUUCCAUUCCGGUAUGAAUACCUAUUUUACAAGCUACAAAUUUGGGAGAUCCAGGGUGGUUAUCUUAGAAUCGUAGAAUUGUAGAGUUGGGAGGGACUUUAAGGCAUAGCUGUCAACUUUUCCCUUUUCUUGCGAGGAAUCCUAUUCGGAACAAGGGAAUUUUCCUUUUAAAAAAGAGAAACAUUGACAGCUAUGCUUUAAGGAUCUUCUAAUCCAACCCCCUGCAACGCAGUAAUCUUUUGUCCAAUGUGGGGCUCAUAUUAUGAUAAGGUCACAUGCCCCAUAGGAGUCUCUAAGCAUCUUACAAAAAUUUUAGAGCAUAAAUUUUUAUAUGACUAGUAUUGGGGAGAAUCGGUUGAAAAACUCCUUUGCAGAUUUUAAUACCUGUUUUACAAGUUGUAAACUUGGAGAGUCAGUGUGAUAGGAGGUUCAAAUACAGUCAUACCUUGGUUCUCGAAUGUUAUGCAUUCCGGAAAUCCAUUCAACUUCCAAAACGUUUGAAAACCAAGGCAUGGCUUCCGAUUGGCUGCAGGAGCUUCCUGCACUCAAUCGGAAGCCACGGAAGCUGCGCUGGACAUUUGGCUUCCAAAAAAGUUUGCAAACCGGAACACUCACUUCCGAGUUUGUGGCAUUUGGGAGCCAAAACGUUCAAGUCACAAGGCGUUCAAGAACCAAGGUACGACUGUACCUGUUCAGCCAUAAAGUUGGCUGGGUGCUCUUCGGCUAGUCAGUAACCAUUUCCCAGUCUCACUUGUAUCAUAGGGUUGUUGUAAGUAAGGAUGGCAGAUAAAUUCAAUCCAAUCCAGUUUAAUGAUUUAUUAAAUGUGUAUACCAUCCUUUAUCUGUAGAUCUCAGGGUGGUUCACAACAUAAAAAUACAGGAUAAAAACACAAAAUACAUAAUUUAAAAAAAAGAACCAAAAACCACAAAUCAAUAGCCCCCUUCCUCCUUCCGCAAGUACAUUUAAAAGGGGUAUAAGAUAAUUUUAUUUCACAUAAAUAAUUCACUCUUUCGGAAACAAUGCAUAAAUUGAAACACCGUCAUCCUUCCAAAUUUGCCUUUCUGAAUUUUGCAGGCAGUUUCCCCAACCAAGUCAUAUGUACAAAAAGGCACAUGCUAGAGUUAAAGUGUGCAGAAAAUUGCAUAUGCUAGUGGAAAAUGACACAAAAAAUGCCGUGUAUUGAGGGGGGGGAAAUACUUUGCAAAAAAAUAUGCAAAGUAGCAUUAAAUGUGUAUAGCAGGAGAAAAUUGCAUUAAAAUGCUAAUGAAUUUUCAGUAGGACUUCAAAAAAAUGUAUAGCAGGCAUGGAAAUGUGGGGUAUUGAACUUAAGGCUGGAAAAAUUAUAUCUGUGGGACGUCAUUCUACCACACCACCGAUACAGGGUCUAUAGAAUGGCAACAGCACCUCCUGCCCCUUUAUUUGUUUUUUCCAUGAAAAAUUCAGUGAUCUCAGCACCUCCUUGCUGGCUCAAACCAAUAGGCUUGUUUGGCUCCGGCGAACUGCUAAGAAACCAUCCUGGGAAUGCUACAGAUUCAAAGCUGCCAGUCUCCUUGCCGCUGGCAGUCUUGCAGAGGAAACUGAAGUUCUUGGAUUCCUGUUUUUUAUUAUAUAGAUCCAUAAUUUUUUCUCCCUUAAAAAAAAACCAAAACAUUUUCACAACAAUCGGCAAAAUAAUUUAUUUAAAUUCAUCCAACAAAACAAGAGACCCUCUGUUGCCUCAUAAAAUCCUCUGCAGGGUUAAGGAGGCAUGGCAGUACUGAGCAAUCCUAAGUAUUGGAAGCCAGUAGAACUCACACAAGCCAGCCUAAGUUACCCCUGCUCCGAAUUCCAUUAUGUUGGUGGCAAGGAAAUAAAUAUAGGUAUUAGAAGAGAAUUCCUGGAUGCCAGGGUGCAGGUUUGGGGCAAGUACUCUUUGGUGAGAGAACCCCAGCAGAAAUUUAAAAUCACAAAAUAUGUAGCAAAGUAAAGGGUGGAAAUAUAGACUGUUAGACCUUCAAAAUGUACCUUUCUAAGUUCCUUCAAAGUUUGUCUCUUCCUCCAAAGGCCACACAUUUAAUAAGUUAAAAAUUGGUUUACUUACAAACACUUCAAAGGCCAGGUUCAUGUGCUUUCCCAUACAUCAGUCAGAAGACACAGGCAGUAAAAAUUGGCUUAGUUACAGUGGUGAAAGUUCCUAAAUUAUUGGUACAGGAACUCAAGGGAGGCUUGUUAGAGCCAUGUGGUCUGAGCUUGGAGCAGCCAGCUAAGACCUCAUAUGCUGAGCUUCUCAUAUAGACUAGGGGUGACAAAUAUGGAAUCAAAAGAGACAUUGAAGCACAAAUGAUACUCACCACUAACUUUAGCCGAGGUUGACCACCAACUUCCACACAGGACAAAGUACGUUGCCCAUCUUCCUUACCCAUAAAGAUGGCGGAUGUUCUGUCAUCUUUUUCCCCAAUAAUUUUAUCUGGGACCACAGCAAUUAACCCCUCUGGAGGUGAGCAGCUCAGAAACAGGAUCAGUGGAGGGAAAGAGAGAGGAAGAGCGGGAGGAAGGGAGAGAGAAAGCAUUAUUGCUACAGGAGUCUUAGGUGACUGGAAGGCCAUCAAUCAGAUUGAAAGCUGUUGAAGGGACCCAUAAGAACAAGUCUCUAGAAAGGAGCUCAACCCCUAUACUAGAAGUAUGUCCAAUGUUCAUAUCAUGAGAGGUCCACUGCAUAGCACAGGAGCUUGCACAACGCACAAGCAAUUUUGUAUCUUGAAGUGACCUUCAGUCCUCUUACACAUUGUUUUUACAAAAAAAAUAUUGAAACCUCCUAAAAUGGGUGCUAAGCUCAGAGGUAGCACACAUUGUUCUGCAGGCAUGUGCUCUACCAGUGAAUUACAGACCUUCCCUGUCAACCAUUAUAACAGGUGAGGGUAAAGCAACAGCUCUCAACACCCUUGGCUAUUGGCCAUGCCUCUUAGGGCAACUGGAGGGUCAAACUUCCCCUGCACCUGCAUUAGAGGCUUGUUUUGUAACAUUGUUCUUUGUUGCUUCUGUGCAGUGCCUGCUGCUUGUAUCUUGUCCAUGGUGUCUCAUUUUAGUCCAUAGCAGCCUUUCGCUCUGCAAUCUCAGAGUUAUUUGUUCCAUUUGGGGAGCUGUUCUCAAGCUGGAUGGGUUUUUCCAAUUGAAACACCCUGCCAGCUGUAUCUUCCUGCUAUGGCUUGCUAACUAUCCAAAUGUGUAGAUCUGAAAGAAGGGAGCCACAGAAAGAUAUUUCAAUAUAAGGCUGUGGUGAAUCUACUAUGGAGGCCACUCACCACAGUUGCAACACACAUGCAACAUCUUUUCCUGUAGCAUGAAGACGGCAUUUUCUAGGCUGAUGAGAAGCAAGGCUUGCACAAUGCUGAUUGACUGGCUCCAUCUGUCAUCUCUAGCUGAAGCAGGAAUGGAGGACCUGUGCCUCCCUCUCAUGGUUGUUCUUAGACGUCAACUUCCAGCCAACAUGGCCAAUGGUCCAUGCAAUAUCUGGAGGGGCACAGGCUCCCCAUCUCCAAGUUUAAAAGUUCAUGUGUCAGGUGGUAUGACAGAUCAUUCUCUGACUGAUACCCUUGGAGAACCACUGCCAAUUGGAAUAAGUAAGACAAGAUGGACUAACCUUGGAAUAAGAGAGAUGGACCAGUGAUCUGGGCAUGAUGGAGCAAUGGUUUGACUAGGUCUAAGGCACCUGCCUAUGCAACUAGUGACUAAAGGCAUUGCAUUAGAACAGACUCAGCCCAGAACUCUCCUCUUCCCCAUUUCACAGUGGCUCUCAUGAAUCCCAUGGAUAAGUCCCACAAGAGGAUUGCUGAGCCUUGUUUAAGAAGAUGCUGCCGAGUCACUGGGUUGGCCUUGCAACUAGGCAAAGUGGGACACUCACUUCAGGCAGCACAUCCCUGUGUACCUAAGCUAGUCCAUUUCCCCUGGGUGUGGUCAAGGAUGUUGCCCUAUUACUAGUGUUGAAGUAAGAUUCAACUGCCACUGCCAGGCAGAUUCUAGCAUAUGUGGAAUGGGAAGACCCUAUCUUGUCCUUCACCCAAGACAACAGGGCCGGCCCUACCAUUAGGAAGAGUGAUCCUAUCUUGUUCCUAGCAUUAAAAAAAUAUUCAACUACCAAUCCAGUUAACUUCCAUGCCUGGAAUGAAGGAUGGGCAUUAGCUUGUCCUUUGCCUCAGGCAGAAAAAUGUCUUGGACCAGCCCUGCUGAAUCAGACACCUCCCUGAAACUAGGUUACCUAGUUCCAUUGAAAACAGCCAGCCACCUGGGGUGGAGGAACUGAGAAACAUGGUAGGAGCUGUUACCUGGUGAGUUGGAAUUUCUGGGAGCUGAGAGCAGCUGGUCACCCACUAACAAGAGGUACUUCUGGUUAAUAUCCCAAAUUUUGAAGUACCAGGGAUCUGGUAAUGACUGGAUCACAACCGUACCUGGAUGGUUAAAAAGGCAAAAAUUAAAAAAUCUAAACUAUUGGCAUAAUGAUGAUUGGCAUAGUUUGGAAACUUAGCUUGAGCUAUGAAUAGAAAAGUAAAGAAUCAUUUUUCACCUGGAGGUGGCUCCUUAAAAUGAUUGAAUAAAUCUUUCAUUUCCUGUUGUACAGUUUUGUGGGGCUUCCUCAUUUCAGCCUCCCCCAUUUUCUCCAUUUCUUCUUGAUGAGUGGUUGAGGUUCAGACUGUAUGAAGUUCAGAUUUCUGCAGGGGGAGCUUUUAAAAAAGAGUGACGUCUUACGCUGCGAUCCCCGAUGAGCUUCCGGUUUGGUUUAUUUCAUCUAUAGACCAUAGAAUGACAAACAGACAGUAGCAAUAUAUGAAACUACACAAUUCUUAUAACUAACAUCCUUUGUACUCCCAAUGAUGUGAACUAUUGUAAAACCUUUGUCAAUUCAUAGUUUGUUUGUUUAUUUGACUGUAUGUUUGUUUGUUUGUUUGUUUGAUUGUAUGUUUGUUUGUUGGUUGGUUGGUUGGUUGGUUUGCUUUCUUGGCAUAAAUGUAUCUAUUUUAAAGCAAUAAAGAUAUACACGUAGAUCAUAGAAUGGUAGAGUUGAAAGGGACUAUUCGGGUCAACUAAUCCAAUCCCUUGAAAUAUAGGAAUCUCAGCUAAAGCGUGCAGGACAGUGUCUUGCCAAAGGCAAGGUGGUUCUUUUAAAAUGAGAUUCAGAAGCAAUACAAAAUACACAAGUGAGUGAGAAGAUUAAAGAUUUUAUUCUGAAACAGCAAACAAUGUAUACAUACCAAGCAAGCACUUCAAUCUGCCACUUGGAAGCCCUCAAGAAGUGGCAAAGUGACUCCUCCAGGUAGCCUCAGUUUGCACAGCCCUGCAGCCGAUCAGUCCAUGCAUGGGCUUCAGAGAAACUCUGCCCAAACCGUCAGAUUUUAUAGAUAACCUGUGUAGCCUUCAAGACUGGCUACGUGCAGAUCAUCCAUUAGCUACUCCCUCCCAGUGCCUCACUUUCUCAAACCACAACAAACAUGAAAGAAGGUACCCAGCACUAUCCUCCACAACUGAUAAGGCAGCUUCACCUCCUGCCAACAUUCCCAAACAUUGAGGACUGUUCUCAAAAACAUUCAUAUUGAAAAAUAGCAAUGAGAAGCCAAAAUGCAUUCCAUCAGAAAACUUAACAAGAGAGAGGGAAGGGGAAAGAACAGAGGCAGGAAGGGCUCCUUGUCAGACCACUAGCUCCUGGAUACAUUCUGUCUUCCAGAUGCAUUUCUCAUACAGUCAAACCUUGGUUCCCGAACAGCUUAGUUGCCGAACAAAUUGGCUCCUGAACACCGCAAACCCAGAAGUAAGUGUCCUGGUUUGCGAAUGUUUUUUGGAAGACAACCAUCCAACGCGGCUUCCGCAUGAGUGCAGGAAGCUCCAGCAGCCAACCGGAAGCCACUCCUUGGUUUUCAAAUGGUUUUGGGAGUCGAAUGGACUCCUGGAACAGAUUAAGUUCGAGAACCAAGGUACCACUGUACAGACAAAUAGCCAUCUAAGCUCUGCUUAAAAACCUCUAAGGAAGGAGAGUCCACCAUCUCCCAAGGAAAUCCGUUCCACUGUCCAACACAGCCCAUAGUUUGAAGUUGCCUUGUUUCGAAAGAUAUAUCUUGCACAAAAGAAGCAUGAUAGAUGGGGAACAUUGGCAAGAGGAAAGGCCAGAUACAAAUCCAUUGCUUCGCAGAUGAUUUGGCAGUGGAAGCAGACAAUCUAGCAGACUGGUCCUUAACCUGGUGCCUUCCAAAUGUUGUGGACUCCAACCCGACUUAGGGGUUCAUAGAAGAUGGGAAUAGCAGUCCAAUAAUAUCUGGAAGGCAGCAGGUUGUAGAUGACUAACAUUUCAACACAGAGACAGGCAGUUCAGAUAAGUAAUUAAGGAAGUGGUACCUGCGCUGGUGCGAUAAAGUCCUGUGCCUUGGGAGAGAUCCUUCUCUCUCUGCUCUCCCCUGGGAUUUGCACAGCAUUAUAUUGCUGCUCAGUGAGGCUGGUAGGUGUGGUUUGCAUGCUUCAUGCUUAUUUACAUGUCAGAUUCUUGGCACUUGAAAUACUAAUUUAACCAGUUUUUCAGGUCUAUCAUCUGCACAAAACUUCACAGGCUCUUUGGGAAAUGCCUAGUUGGAUUUCCAUCUGGUUGUUGGUUUGUUUUUUAAGUUCAGUGAUAAAAGUACUUCUGAGCAAGGAUGGAUUCACUUGACCAUUUGUAUUAUAAAACAUUUGAGAGAAAAGAGAAGACAGAUCAUUCUGCAAUGCUGUUUGCGUAAGUCUAUUGCAUACAGGAUGUGCUACCAAGUUUCACACUUGCGUUGCUAAAAGAACUAACUACGAAGACUCAGCUGCUGAGUGUAUUAAUUGAUUGAGAUUGACCAACAAGCCUCAUCCCCCAUCUCAAUUAAAUGCUGUUGCUUCCUCAUUCCUUUGGCUGCUUUGAUCUCCAGCAUUAAUUGCUAGCAGCCUGGCGCCAACUUUUACACAGUAAGGAAUCCAAAAUUCCAGAGACAAAGGCUUGAAGCUUCUUUAUUCCAUCAACUCCCUGAAGGAAUACUCCAUUCCACUCUUCUCCAAACACUUCUCCCCACCUUUUCCUCUCUUCCAGAUCUGCUGGGGGUGAGGCUGACGUUUGCUGGGCUCAUAGUCUGCACCAACCACAAGAGCAAGAACAACCUGGAAGGCUCUUGUGCUCAGCUUAACAAAUGGUAGCACAUUGGGCAUUAUGCAUCUUGUGUCCAAGCAAGUGCAUCUUGCACACUCGAAAAUGACAUUAAAACUAACUGCCUUGAAAGAACUUCUUGAAAAGGUUGGCUCCGAUCCUACUUAGAAUGCUAAGAAUGAAACCACUCCCUGAACAUUAUGAAGAGUCCUUUGAUUACAACACAAUCAUUCCUUUGCUUCCUCAGUACCUGAAUAACAUUUGCUGGGGACUAGGCACCUCAGAUAUGCAGAUGACACAACAUUGAUGGCAGAAAGUGAGGAGGAAUUAAAUAACCUUUUAUUGAGGGUGAAAGAGGAGAGCGCAAAAUAUGUUCUGAAGCUCAACAUCAAAAAAACGAAGAUCAUGGCCACUGGGCCUAUCACCUCCUGGCAAAUAGAAGGGGAAGAAAUGGAGGCAGUGAGAGAUUUUACUUUCUUGGGCUCCAUGAUCACUGCAGAUGGUGACAGCAGUCACGAAAUUAAAAGAUGCCUGCUUCUUGGGAGAAAAGCAAUGACAAACCUAGAAAACAUCUUAAAAAGCAGAGACAUCACCUUGCCAACAAAGGUCUGUAUAGUUAAAGCUAUGGUUUUCCCAGUAAUGAUGUAUGGAAGUGAGAGCUGAACCAUAAAGAAGGCUGAUCACCGAAGCAUUGAUGCUUUUGAACUAUGGUGCUGGAGGAGACUCUUGAGAGUCUCAUGGACUGCAAGAAGAUCAAACCAAUCCAUUCUUAAGGAAAUCAGCCCUGAGUGCUCACUUGAAGGACAGAUCGUGAAGCUGAGGCUCCAGUACUUUGGUCACCUCAUGAGAAGUGAAGACUCCCUGGAAAAGACCCUGAUGUUGGGAAAGAUGGAGGGCACAAGGAGAAGGGGACGACAGAGGACGAGAUGGUUGGACAGUGUUCUCGAAGCUACUAACGUGAGUGUGACCAAACUGCGGGAGGCAGUGGGAGACAGGAGUGCCUGGCGUGCUCUAGUCCAUGGGGUCACGAAGAGUCGGACACAACUAAACAACUAAAAAACAACAGGGAGAUCAUUAAUGUGCUUAGGUCCCUGGCUAGCAGUUGUGGGAACACAAUGCUUGGCUAGAUCACCUACUAGCUUCAUCCAGUGGCCUCUUCUUACAUUCUAUAUUUUCUGGAGGUGGGGUUUUAAUAAAUGAGGAACAGUCAUUUAUUGCCAAAUCCUUAGGGUAACCAGAGACCUAAUUAGCAGAAACUAAUUCAGUAUAGCGCCUCCAUUCUGGGAUUAACUCUAAACACCGGUUCAUCCCUAUAAUAUCUGCCUAAUAUCUGUAGCUUCCAUUGUUGUUUCCUCAUCCGCCCCUGCUUUUUGUAACAUGGGUGGAGGACCUUCACACUAUUUUGUUACAUUUGGGACCUAAUAAAGAUUUCUGGCCAACACCGUAGAUUUUGACCCUACAUAUUUGUGGUUAUCAACACUAAAACCCGCCAACACCAAAUAAUAAAAUGACUGGGGGCUCACACUAUCGUGAAAUUGCAAAAUGUAUUUCCCAUUUCCUCACUCAGUAGCUGGUAACUUUCCAGCUCUUGUGCCUUGGCUGUGUGAGAGUGAUUUUAUCUUUGCCUUCGUGGUUGAAAUGGAAACAGAGUAUUUUGGCAAUACUCCAGGAGAAGGGACAGAAGCAAGUUUUUACUUUCAUCUGGAUUCACCAAGGCUCCAACCUGGCACCUCUGUAUUUGUAUUUUGUUGUUGUUGUUUUUUAGUCGUUUAGUCGUGUCCGACUCUUUGUGACCCCCUGGACCAGAGCACGCCAGGCACUCCUGUCUUCCACCGCCUCCCGCAGUUUGGUCAAACGCAUAUUCGUACCUACAAGAACACUAUCCAACCAUCUCGUCCUCUGUCGUCCCCUUCUCCUUGUGCCCUCCAUCUUUCCCAACAUCAGGGUCUUUUCCAGGGAGUCUUCUCUUCUCAUGAGGUGACCAAAGUAUUGGAGCCUCAGCUUCAGGAUCUGUCCUUCCAGUGAGCACUCAGGACUGAUUUCCUUCAGAAUUGAUAGGUUUGUUCUUCUUGUAGUCCAUGGGACUCUUAAGAGUCUCCUCCAGCACCAUAAUUCAAAAGCAUCAAUUCUUCGGUGAUCAGCCUUCUUUAUGGUUCAGCUCUCACUUCCAUACAUCACUACUGGGAAGACCAUAGCUUUAACUAUAUUUGUAUUAUUAAUGCAUAUUAAGAAUAGAUGAAGCUGCCUUUAAGCAAGUCCAGAGUGCUUCUCUUUCACCACUAACUUUGGAAAACCUUCACACUAGAGAAAUUAGGGGAAGGUUCUCUAAGCUGCAUAGAGCUGUAACGUCAUGCAUUAACAGUCUAAGGUACCAUCCCAUCCAGCUAUUUCUUUUUUUAAAGCCUGCAACCAUUGUCUGAGGCUUCACCUUAUACCACCUAAGGAUUUUUGAACCUUGAUUAUGGUGUUCAGAAUCAUCACAUGUGAGUAACCUAACAAGUUUACUUGCAGGGUUUUAGAGAGCUUCCUGGGAGAGUUUUUAAUCCAAGCCCGGUGGUCAAUUGGCAGACCAACUCUGCAUUAUGAAGAUGACUGCAAAUGUGACAUGAAGGCUGACAACGUCAACGCUGCAUUGUGGGAAUCCAUUGCAGACAACUCCAGUGCCUGGAGACAGACAGUCAAGUUGUGUAUCCAUAGCAGUGACCAGAGAAGAAAUGACCACUGUGAGUAGGCAGACAGAAAAAACAGCAUGGUGCAUCCGCAGCAGUACAACUGGAUGCCUUCAUCUGCCCUAGCUGAAACAAAACAUGUCUCUCUUGCAUUGGUCUCCACAGCACCAGCAGGCACUGUAAUUCUCCAACAGUUUGUCCUCACCCCCUAAGGUACACUGACCCAUUGUCUCCCAAGACAGACAGAUGCCAAGCAUGGAUAGCAGCAACAUUCUGAUUUUUUCCCCUAACACCAGUGGAUCUGAUCUAUUAGAAAUGGCUGCAGGUUUCAAAAUAAAACAAAGUGAUCUCAGCAGCUCUUUGCUGACUCUGAGCAAGCGGCUUGUUUGGCUCAAAAAGGGCGCUCAUGAACCAACCCAGAAACAUCAUGGAUUUAAAAGAGAAAGGCCCUUAGCUCUCUCCAGAUCUACUGUAAAUAAUGAACCUCUUUCAGUUUUGUUUUGUUUGUUUGUUUGUUUUUUAAAUAAAGCUCUGUAAUGCAUGUUUCCUAAGAAAUUAUGAAUGCUUAAUAAAAAAUGAAAGGCUUGUUGUAUCAAUAAGACAGUGUGGCUGUUGGAUGAGCAUAUCUCCACCCCCGGGAACUUUAAUUACCUGUUUACUUUAUUCUUUUUCUUUUCUCAGUUUUACAGCAAAGAAAAGACAAGACAAAAAAUAACUGAAACCAGUAAAAGCAAACUCACAAAGCUUUCAAUUAAAAGGACAGUAGCCCUUAAAGGUCUGCAUAGUGCUUUACCUCUCCAGACUGGGCAGGCUUCCACUGCAAUGAUGUCCUCUUGCAAAAAGACUACCAACCUAUGAGGUCUGAAAAAUCAUGAAAGGGUGGUGCAAGAGCCUAUUUUGUGAUAUAGACAAAGCGAUUUGGAACGCUUGCUGAGGAAAUAGGAUCCUGAGUUUUGCCUCCAUCCAAUGUGCUUCUAAAGUUUGAUUCCUCCUCCUCCAUUAUUUCCACCACCACCAUCAUCAACAACAACACUGGCUAACUGGUGUGAACUAGGGCUAACUGGUGUGAAUUGGCUAACUCAGAUAUGUGGAGGGAGAUUUAUUUGGUGGUAGGAUACUAACUGCCAGAAUAUUUCCCACACGACACUGCUAAGCUCCUGAACAGAAUUUGGAUCAAUAUCUCCACUUUGUGGAAUAAAGGAGGAACAGCACUUCCAUAAUUCCGUGUUUUAUUCUGCUUUUCUCUUGUACAUGGCUUUAUGCUCUAUAAAUUUGUAUAAUACUAAUAUUGCAGUCCAGGGGUGAGGAACCCAUGACACUCCAGAUGUUGAUUCAGGUGGAUAGCCUUGUUGAUCUGUCAUAGUCAUAAUAAAUAACAAGGUGAAAGAUGAAACAAAGAUGAAAGAUUCCAGAUCAACUAAAUAUAAGCUUUCAAGAUAUGAGCUUUCGUGUGUAAUACACACUUCUGUCAGAUACUCUGAAGCGGAGGUCACUUCAACCUUAUAACUGUUGAUGACUGUUAUCGCAGUUGGUUCCACAAGGAAGGGCAAGGGAUUUUUAAAGCGAUAGAGGACCAAAAUUAGCUUUAGUAUGUAUAAUGAGACAUGAAUCCAAUAUCUCUAUUCAGACCAGGUCUCUCCAUAGUUUUUAGUUUGGUAAUGAGUUGUAAUUCAGCAACUUCUCUUUCAAGUGUAUUUCUAAAAUUCUUUUGCAAUAAGACAGCCACUCUAAGAUCCUGCACAGAAUGGACUGGGAGAUUGAAGGGCUCUCCUAUUGGUUUCCCUGCUUUAUGAUUCCUGAUGUCAGAUUUAUGCCCAUUUAUCCUUUGGUGUAAAGUUUUCCUUUUUGUCCAAUAUAAAGAGCUGAAGGGCACUGUUGGCAUUUGAUAGCAUAUAUAAUGUUGGAAGAUGAACAAUUAAAUAGGCCUGAGAUGGUAUGUGUCCGGGAACUGCCAUCGGCUCAGGAGCGGGGCAGGGGGAAGGCGGAUGGAUUACAGAGAGCCCCCAAAGAUCGUGGGAAGCAGCACUUCCUCAGCGGAGGAAGGAAGUCACGCCUCUAGUGGGGAGGAGAUGUAGGGCUCAGAGGAGGCAAGGCGGUGCCAGGACACCUUGCCUGAGCAAAGCGGGGAGGAGAGAGGUCCCCCUUUACCCAAGCCUUCCUUGCGCAGUAGGCUUUCACGCAGAGAGGGGAGGCGUAGGCUGGGGGUCAAGAGACUACUCUACUGGGGAUGAUUUAAGGACCGCCCACUCUCAGAUUCUGCUAGUGAAUGAGCAAGACAUGGAAUAGAGGCACUCCACAUUGUAAAGGUUUUUUAGCACCAAUAAUAAAGCUUUAGAACAGACCAGUGAGGCAUCUUGCCUGAUUGCUCUCGAGCAACCACCCGAUAGCCAUUACAGUAUGUUUGAUGUUAUUGGGGCCAAUAAUGAUGCUGUCUGGGUGUACAUGGCAACAAAGUUGGCAUCUAGAUUUAUUGCAGGCUCUUGUGCCAGUGUCCAUGUUAAUUCUGGUUGUUGUAUUAUUGUGUGUGAGGAGCUGUUUAAGAUUGGGUGGCUUUCUGUAGGCAAUGAAAGGUUUUCCUCCCAGAGCUCCAGAUGUUGGUGGGCUCUAACUACUGUCAGCCCAAGCCAGCCAGGGAUGAUGGUGACUAGAGUCCAUCACAUACAGUAACCUUUGUGCAAACAAAUAAGGACGUGCACUGUUAUAUAACCACCCUACAAGCAAAUCAGAACAAAUGUUCAAUGAAGAGCGGACAUUGUAUAACCUCUGUACAAGCAAAUCAAAGAGUACUAAAUGAACAGAUCAUCUAGGGGAGCCCUUAGACUAAAGAAGCCACUUUCCCUACAUCUAUAUGAGUUUGAAAAUUUCUGUGCAGCUGCACCUCCAACUUCACCCCCAAUGAACUAUGGGCCCCGCUCUGGUAGAAUAAGUUGUCAAAACCAGGCGAAGGGUCUGCAAAAUUCAAGCAGGCAGAUGCAAGGGAGGUUUGAUUGCUUUCUCACUGAAGCUAGUGCAGCAUAUAGCUUGAAAUCAAGAUUUACCAGAACCAUUUACUGUAUGUAGAAAGACCUUUGCCUAAGAAAUCUCCUGCAGUUUAUUCUUAAUGCUUGUUGCUAGUUUUAGAAGUAUUUUUAUUCCCCUUGCACCAUUUAAAUACCAGAUGGACUCCAAUCACCAUAAAUGCAUGUAGUUUUUGUUUUGAUUACAUGGAAAUCCUGCUUGGGUGUUGCCUUCCAUGGGAUCUAGUCCAUAUCACACCCACAGACCAUCAUGCUUACACAGCUCAGUAGAUGGUAUAGAAAGCUGUCCAGAAAGCAGAAGGUUCGGGGAAAGCUAAUAUUCUAAGCAGUGCCAGAUUUAGGGCAGUGUGGGUGUGGAAGGACUGAAGGAAGGCUAUAUUUAUGCAGGUACCUACUUAGAAGAUUCAUAAAAAGCAACUGCACCAAAAGGAAGUUUUGUGAAAAUAAGAAAUAUUUAAGGGGAGGUGCCAAAUUAUAGCUUUGCUCAGGGCGACAUAUUACCAAAGUCUGCCCCUGUUCUAACACACGGGUAGAAAGUCCAGAGCAAUAAUUGAAGGCGCUGAUGUGAGAAAGUACUGUGCCUUAGUGUGAAAGAUCCCUCUCUGAAGUCUCUCCUGGGCUUUACACAACAUUUCAUAGCUGCUUAAUGGCACUGGUGGGUGUGAUUUGCAUGCUCAAGGAAACUUUGUGUAUCAGGAUGCUUGAGUAAGGCUUGUGGCAUCCUAUUGUUCCCAGAAGCUGACACUUGGAAAAGUGAAGUAAAGCAACAAAGCUUUUACAGGCAAGAGUCUCCUCUCUCACCUUCUUUAGCAUCUCUCAGGCCCUCUUGAGAAUGCCCAGGUGGAUUUUACCUCUUGUAUUCAAAAGGUGAAUCCAUAUAACUAUUUUUUUUAGUCUUUAAGAGAGAGAGGUGGAGACAGUGCCUUCUGCAAUGCUGGUUGUAUAAGUUGGUUGUUGUUAGAAAUGAAAUAAUGGCCCCCAAGACUUAAUGCUUUGAGAGUCUUAAAAAUAAAAUUAUCUUGGACAAUAUUGGUAAAUUAGGAAGGCUUUAUUAGUUCAUUUGCGCAGAUGGGUGCGUGCUGUAGCAUGGGAUGCCAACCAGCAGCACACCGAUCGAGAAUUAUACAUGGGUUUUUAAAGUCUGUAGUCACUCUCUCUCUCUGCUCCCUCACAGAGAAGAUGUGGAAAACCCCAAUUGGUCAAAGACAAGCUGUAUAUGACAUAGGAACAUUUUCAAGCUAAGAUUCUGGCAUAAUUUAUAGCAUAGGAUUUGCAGCGAGUCAAGGAACCUGUCUGAUGUAUACAUUUGGCAAUCGUACAAUACCGGAGACCUUGAUCCUCAAAGCAUGCCCCUUAGAUAAGGGUGCUUCCCUUGAGCUAGCCAGCUUCCCAGCUUCCUAGCUUCCUACAGCAGUUCAGCUGGUCAGGUCAGGUCAGGUUGGCUUAGUUCACUCACAGUUCACUCUUUACAAGUAUUUAGCCUGGGAGACUUACUUUCUGGUGUUACUUUCAGUGUUGGGGUGUCCCUAUUAGCAUACCCUAGUUUUAGCUUUUGAGGUAUAUUCUGUCUUUGGUCCCUUAAGAGCAAUCUUACAAACUUACAUUUUUCAAAGCAUUAUUCUCUAUUGCUCAAAAGUGUCUCUGCUCUGGGCUAUUUUGAGACGUGCAGGGUAACCUGUCCCCAAGGUAACUGUCUGUCUCUUAUCUUCAAGUUCAUAAAUCCAGUUGUCUUGUCCUUUCUAAAGCAGUUUUCAGAGUUUCCCUAUUAUCACAGUAUUAAGAAUUCUUAGCUGUCUUCUGUUCAGACAAACUCUCUCUACUCAGCUUUUAGGGUGCCUUUUUAGGUCCCCGCAUAAAUAGUACUAUCUAAGGACAGACAGUCUUUUAUGGAUUUUGAUUGCCUUUAAAAUCAUUAUCUAUAAAGCACCUUUAAAUUCAAUUGUAUACAAUAAGCAGCUCUGUACAUUUUUUAGUCACUAGGGGUCUCUCUUGGACAUGUUUAACUCCUUGCCUUUCCUGGAAACACAGCUGCAAUGUGCCGAUCAGAAGGUCGGCGGUUCAAAUCCCCGCGAUGAGGUGAGCUCCCAUUGCUCGGUCCCAGCUCCUGCCAACCUAGCAGUUUGAAAGCACACCAAAAAAAGUGCAAGUAGAUAAAAAGGUAGCGCUCCACCGGGAAGGUAAACAGUGUUUCCGUGCGCUGCUCUGGUUUCGCCAGAAGCGGCUUAGUCAUGCUGGCCACAUGACCCAGAAAAACUGUCUGGAGAAACAUCGGCUCCCUCAGCCAGUAAAGCGAGGGACCCCACAACCCCAGAAUUGUUCACAGCUGGACUUAACUGUCAGGGGUCCUUUACCUUUUAGCUUCAAAAGAAGUCUGCUUCCUUUGCCAAGUCUGACUGUUCAGCGGUCAGAGUGAACCUUUUAUCUUUCCGUAAAAAUGAUAGCUGCAAUUUCCUUGUGUUUUUGUAGCUUGAGUGAAUACUGGAAGUUCUGAACAUGUUAGAACUGAAAGGCAUUUUUUUACUUGAUUAGGAUAUACAUACAUUGGCAUUAAAACCUCCUUCCUCUUCCAGAAGUUCUAAUCCCCUUUUACUUUUUCAAAAUAAAACUGAGUGAUCUCAGAACCUCCUUGAUGACUCAAACGAAUAGGCUGAUUUGGCUCGGUCAACGUGCUUAGGAACCAACCGGGGAAUGCUGCAGAUUCAAAGCUGCCAGUCUCUAUUCUGCUGCCACUUUUAGAAAAAAAAGUGAAGUUCUUGUGUUCCUUGCCAUCGUUGUAGAGAUCCAAAAUGGCUUUACCCUAUUUAAGAUAAAAAAAAGCAUACAAAAGGUUUAGUAGAAAGAAAGCUUCUGCUGCAUCACAAAUGAAUGCCAUCCGUUGCCUGGGAGAAAGCGAGACUUGGGGCUAAAUCCCAAUGAUUGUAACCAAAGCAUAUACAAAUUCAAAGUUUACUGGAAGCCUCAAGUUUAAAUCUGGAUUGUGUCAUGAAUACACCAAGCAUUCAGCCAUGAGAUAAGCCUUUCAUUCAAAGGAUGGGAGGACCUGUGGCCCUCUAGACGUUGUUGGACUACAAUUCCUAUCAUCUCUGACCAUUGGCUGUCCUGGAUGGGGCUGAUGGGAGUUAAAGUCCAACAAGUUCUGACCCACCACUGGUUCUUCAGCUUCAAUUCCUGUCUGCCUUUCAUAAGUUUGAAUCUUUGUUUAUAUACCAAAACAGGAAUUGUUUCACUCCUGAAUUUAAAAAACAAAACAAGAAAUAGAAACAGAAGCUGGAUAAUUAAGGAGAAAUUCAUAACUAAUGAAGAACCUACUGCAGAACCUACAAUCAGGAAAUGUUUGCUUUCACUAAAAGGACAGAAGCAACCCGUAAAAACCUCAGUAGAUCUUUGCCUCUCCCAGUAGACAGGCUAAGAAGACAAAGGAGAGGGAAGAAGCACAGAAGGAUAACAGAGAGAAGAAUGGAAUGCAGUGAUUAAGGAAAAAAAGAAUGAGCAAACAGCAGAGAAUAUCUAAAGUCUUUGUCAUGGUGGAUGCAUCUAAACAAGCAGAAGAAAUUUGAAACAAUCGAAUGUGGCUUUGAACCAGAAGUGAAACCCACCUCCAAGGUCAGCUGAGGUUGACCCCCAGAUUCACCACAGGAGAGGCUUUGUGCUCCAUCUUGGGUGCCCAAAAAGAUGGGGAAUUUGUUUUCAUCCAUCUCUCUGUUGGGGGUCAUAGCCACCAAGUAAUCUGGAACCAAAAAACAGGCAAAGAUCAGUGUGAUAAGAGUGGGGUGUGACCAUGGAAAAGUUAUGGAGCACCAUUUCUGACCCUACUUGAAGACAGUGCUGCUGUAUCAGACACUUCCUGACACCUGGUUACCCAGUCCCAGAAUUUGCACAAGUGUUCAAUCAGUAGCAGUGUAGGUCGCAGCAGAGAGAUGUCAAGGGAUCAUAACCAUUGUUACCGGGUGAGUUGCCAUCUUUGGGGGCUGCUACCAGCAUGUUGUUCUUCAGGAACAGGAACUUCUGGUCGAUAUCCCAAACCCUGAAGAGCCAUGGCUUUUCUAUGGGCCUUAAAUGAUCUGUGAUGAAAAGAAGUAACACAAAUUUAUCAACACACAAGAAAAAAUGGAAUAUUCUAAAGAAGGAACAAACAACUUUUCAGACAUAACUUUUUUCUUCUGUGUUGGAGCUGCAAUUCUUUUCUCCCCCUUUUGCACGAAGUGGUAAUAGCCAUGGUUGGCACAACACAUUUUCCAUGGUGGCAACAUUGUGGAGUUUCUGAUGUGAAUCUAGGACUUCCUCUAUCCUUAAGAUAUUGCGCAGCAAGUCAUUAAAGGUGUUCCUAGUGUAUCUUUUUUCAUUUGGUAUUAAGAAUACAGGUUUAUAUAUUGCCAAAGAGACAGCCUAGUUGUCUGGCUGUUUUCAGCUUUAAUCCAAUGGGAUCCAACCUGGCUGAAACCCAAGGACACUAGUUUGACUGGUUUCUCCAGGUGAAAUCCAUCGACUCCCCCUGCUGGUGUGUGUAUCAGUUUCCUUUUGACUAAAGGCCCCUGCUUUUUAGAGGAGUUUUGAUUCUGACCAUGUUCUUGCCCUCCUGUACAAUGGGAGAAAGGCAUAAGCAAAAUAACCUAGGGCACAGAGCAUGGAUGUAUGCACAUACGAAUGAAUGAAUGAAUGAAUGAGGUUAGCUAAUGAAGCAGGAUAUCUAUUUGGUUAUCUGCAAGUAUAUUUGCACACAAUAUCGUCCAUGAAAUAUGUACUUUAAAAAAACAGUCCUGAUUGUUUACCACCCCCAUCCCACGCCCCAAAAUUACCCAAUAAUUCAGGAUAAUAAUUCAUGCAUCUGGUGAAAUGGGCUAUAGUUGGAAUGGAAUGGAAUGGAAUGGAAAUUCUAAUUUAAUUUAAAGCUCAUUGCAGGUUUUCAGAACUUGUCUUGGGCAGGAAAUAUAAAAGCAAAGCACUGUUUUCACCUGGCUUAGGAAAGUGAUGGAAUAAAUCUCUCAUUUUCUGGUCCGCAGUCAUCUUGUGGGGCUUCUCCCUUAAAGUCUCUGUGUCUACUUUCUCCAUUGCUUCCCAAGGAUUGGUUGAGAUUCAGGCUACAAGCUCACUCUUCUGCAGUUGUAGCUAUUAAAAGAGAGGGAUGUAAAAUGUUAGGGGCUGCAAAAAUACAAAGUUCCGUUGAUUGCCCUUCUGCACAAUAUCCCAGGAUCAACAUAGAUGCAAAUGUACAUAGGUAAUUUUAUUCAUAAGCCACAUUUACAUAGUUCAAACCAUGCUCAAGGCGGCUAACAACAUUUAAAAACUACAUAAUCACAAAAUAACAACCAAACUGAACAAGUUCCACAUAAAUCAUAAUAAGAUCUAAAAUCAAAUAUCAGUAUCAAUCAAAAAUUCAGUGUCAAUAAUAGCAACAACCCAUUGCCUAAACAAUACCCCAGGACAAGUCUCAGCUUUUGUAGUUGGAGUCCGUCCUGGCCCCACCUCCCAGGCCAGGUGAAAAAGGCCUGCAAGGCAGAAAGCAAGUCUUCCACGACUCACAGCCAAUAUAAAUUAGCCAGGGUGAGGCGGGACUAAUUACGCAACCAAUGUCCAGGAGUAAGAAUACAGCAACAGAGAAUCAGACAUUAUGCCACUGGUAUGAACUGAUGCAAUAUAGCAGAUCACUAAAUCAGAUCUUCCACCUUCUUGAAAUUUAAAACAGAUACACAGGCUUCCAGUUUCUAUCAGGAUAGAGGCUCUGGAGGUGAAUUUUUAAUCCUUUCCCUUGUGCUGAAUCAAGCUUAACUUUCAUUCUCCAAACAUUUGUAUUACCCUCUUUAAGGGGAGAAGCAAUGAAGGACAGAUCUGCUGGGCUGGGCUGGACUAGGGAGGCGAUAUAUUUCUUUAAAAACAUAUAUCCUGCACAAAAGAACAUUACAAAAGAAACAAAUGUCUCUGCCUUUGUAUUACAAGAAGUUCUCAAAAUAGCUUACAAUAAAUUCAUUUUUAAAAAUAGCAAUGCCACUUACAGCCAAAGUAAAAUGAGAAUAAGGCAAACAGCAGUCCAGAAUGCUUAGAAAGGGGAAACAAAAAGUACACCUGAAUUAGUAUUGUUAAUUACAAUUAAGUGACAUUAAAAUCAAGGAAAUGUGUCUCCCUCAGCUUCACUGCCCACCAAAUGACUAUAAUGAUAGAUGGGGGAAAUGGGUCUGAGGAAAGGCAAAACAGAGAUUUCCUGCCUCUGAGAUAAUCUGGCAUUUGAAGCAGACAAUUUAGCAUAGUCUUCCGUAAUCUGCGGUCCUCCACAUGUUGUGGACCACAGCUCCCAUCAGUCUCAACCAGGAUACCCAAUGAUCAUGGAUAAUGGAAACUGUAACACAACAAUAUCUGGAAGGCAAGUAGCUGGGAAAGGCUAUGAUCUCAACUAGCUGCCUUCCAGAUAUUGCUGGAUAUCUGGAUAGAAGGUUCAGAGAAAUAAUUGAGGAGAUGCUACCUGUCCUGGUGUGAGGAAGUCCUGUGCCUUGCUAUGAAUUGUCUUCUGAGAUUUACACAGCAUCUUAUAGCUUAGUCAGACCAGUGGGUGUGGUUUAUAUGCUCUGUGACACCUUAUAUGGCACAAACACAUAUCCAAGUCUUGCAGCAGCAGCCAGCUGUUCCGGGAAGCUACAAAUGCUGUGAUAGUUCAAAAUCUGAGGGCUCCUCCCAACAUCGUUUUUAUUCUGCAUUUGUGAUCAUUUAUGCUCAUGAUGGUACUGAGGUGGUCACAUGCAACCCCAGUUUCAAUACUGUUUGUGACUAGGGAUAGAGGUGAAAUUUGAUUCAGUGUUCAUAUAAACCUGAAUCUUAUUAGAUUUGCACAUUCCAAACAAUAUGUGAACUGAAACAAAGCUAUCCUACGUUUGUGGUUCUCCAGAUUUCGCAAUGCAGUUCUCCAUCCAAUCAAACCAUGUUUAUGAAAUUGCAUAUAUUACAGGAAAGUGUCAGAAUAAUGGACACAUUAGUAAAAUGGCCUUAGGGAGCCUUUUUUCACCUACUUCAUACUGUUGGGAGUUUUGUGUUGGAGUGGCAUUUUUGGUUGGUUUUACUGGCUUUUAGACUGAGCAUGUAAGGGAAAAGGAUGCAUACCUGAGGUAUUAAUGGGUUAAGGGGUUUAUGGGGUGUAAUGGGGAGGGGCAGUACCAGCGGUGGUAGAUCCAUGGUGCUCCUUUUUACGGUAGUUUGUCCACCUUAGGUGCCCACUCCAUUCAGCUGUCACCUGUAACUCCUAGAAGCUGUCAGCAUGCAACAGCAACCACAGCCUGGGAACAGUUUCGCCUAGCCAGUUAAACCAGGUGAGGGUAACUGAUAGACCUCAAACCCACAGUGAGUGCAUGUGAAGACAGACUCUGGCAGAUGAGACCAAUAGUGGGUCUAUGUGCUGCAUGUGCUGUAAGAGAAAUAAGGGGCAGUUGGCACUCAUCAGUCUGGGAAGGUAGCCCAUCUAGGAGAAGGAAAACACUGAUCCUAAACGUACACACCCUUGCAAAAUAUUUUUGGGAGAGGAAAAGCCUAAGGAGGUUUGACGGUGCCUUGUACGCCUCCUUCUGGCCACUCCUGCAGCCAAGCUGGUUCCAAAUGUACUACUCUGUUUCCCUUUGGGUCACAUCUGUGUCUUGUCAUCUGGGCAGCCCAGGACCUCCAUACACAUCCUGGGGAGGUCACUUCUGUGCUGCUAACACUGACUUUAGCCCCAGAGACAAACUCCAUUGUUUCUCGAAACAGAUGAAUGCCACAAUUGGGUUUAGGGCACCCUUAGGUUACCCAACACCAGUUUAGGUUUGGCGGCUCCCUUGGGGAGCCCUUUAGACUUGGCAUACACACCAGGCAGAACACCAAAUCAUCUGUGCCAUGCGGCACUUGUCAAAUUCACUUACCCAAGAAGGAAUAACUCCUUCCAAUCAUUUGCUGGCCACAGGAUGAGCCUGUAAACAUUCCCAAGAGUGGAGGGAGUUGAUUCCUCCUGCCUUAGGAAACUACCCUGCCUGGACUAUCUUUUGAUUUGGUUAAUUGUUGUCGUUUAGUUGUUUAGUCGAGUCUGACUCUUCGUGACCCCAUGGACCAGAGCACGCCAGGCACUCCUGUCUUCCACUGCCUCACGCAGUUUGGUCAAACUCAUGCUGGUAGCUUCGAGAACACUGUCCAACCAUCUCAUCCUCUGUCGUCCCCUUCUCUUUGUGCCCUCCAUCUUUCCCAACAUCAGGGUCUUUUCCAGGGAGUCUUCUCUUCUCAUGAGGUGGCCAAAGUAUUGGAGCCUCAGCUUCACGAUCUGUCCUUCCAGUGAGCACUCAGGGCUGAUUUCCUUAAGAAUGGUUAACAUAAACUCAGCCGGCAAGCCACGCACUGCUAAAGGGCACGGUUGGUUUGACCAAGAGUGCUGCACAAAGAAGGAAGCCUUAAGGAACGCCUAUUUGACCUAUAGAAACGCUGGAUUAAGCUACUUACCUCAAUCUUAUUUCAAAAUUAAAAAAGAGUAUAAAGCCCUUUUGGCCUCAAAAAAAAGGCAGUCCGAACAAAAUUCCUGGUCCCUACUAUUGAAUGCCUCACUAAGCAAUGAAACUAAACUCUUUUGGCAACUGGUCUCCGACUCAAUGAAAAAUAGUUCCUCAGCCCCCAGCUGUGUCAUUGCAGCUCGGGUUUGGGAGAACCACUUCAGAAAUAUAUUUAUGGAAAAUCCAAACCUCCCUUCCAGUUUACAGGAGGAUGACGGGGCAGAAUUGUCACUGCUCCCUAAUUGGAGGCCGGUUACUGUGGAGGAAGUCCAUACAUUAAUUGGGAAUCUGAAGAGUGGAAAGGCUCCGGAGAAAGACUUUAUCCCAGCUGAGUUGAUUACAUCAAACCAGCACUGGUGGGCUCCGCUUCUGGCAGCACUCUUUACGGUAGUAAAUAACUCGGGUAAGGUACCAUAUAGCUGGAAACAUGCUAUAGCAGUUCCAAUCUUUAAGAGAGGCCACCCAAAUGUACCUUCCAAUUAUAGGCCUAUUAGCCUGCUCUCAAUAAUUGGGAAACUGUAUGCCCGUUUCCUCAGUAGCAAACUGACAACUUUUCUAAAUGAACAUAAUAUACUAUCUGAAGCCCAGGCAGCUUUUCGUGAGAACCAUUCAACAACAGACCACUGUCUAAUGCUGUCCUUCCUAGCUGAGAAGUAUAUCAGACCUCUACAGGGUAAACUCUUCGUGGCCUUUAUGGAUCUGAAAUCAGCAUUUGACUCCAUCCCCAGAUCCCAGCUAUGGUCCAAAUUGAGUCUGAUUUUGCAGGACAAACGACUUCUCUUUCUUAUAAAAGCCCUGACAAUGGAACCAAACUGCAGGUCCGAUGCGGUCGACAGGGACAGCUAUCGAACAGCAUCGAGAUGACUAGGGGGGUGAGACAGGGUUGUAUUUUGGCCCCCACAUUGUUUUGUCUAUUCUUAAAUGACCUAGAAGAGAACUUAAUGGACCCAGAUGGACACAUUCCAAAAAUAGGAAUGAGAAGGACCCCUUUGUUGUUGUAUGCUGAUGACACAGCCAUCAUCUCGCGUUCCAGACCGGGCUUGAAUUAUCUGUUGAGGAAAUUUUCUGAUUACUGUUCUGGAAAUGGUUUAUCCAUUAAUUAUGAAAAAUCUAAAAUUUUAGUCUUCGAAAGAAGAUUCUCCCAGUCUAAAUGGGCGCUGGAUGGCCAUAACCUUGAACAGGUAAAAUACUUCAGAUACCUAGGGCUCACAUUCCAUCAUACAGGAUCUUGGAAGCACCAUUGGCAAACCUCCCUUCAAAAGGCGGAGAUUACAAAGCUAGCCAUACAUAGAUUCUUCUUCACAAAGGGCGGCAAAUAUGUUCCAGCAGCCUUAAGGGUUUUCAACGCAAAGCCCGUUUCCCAACUCCUGUAUGCAGCAAAUGUCUGGCAUAACGGGGACCUGCCAAAGCUAGAUGGCUUUCAGGCAAAAUUUAUACGAUCUCUGCUGCAGGUACCUAACUGCGUCCCUAACUCCGUACUUCUGUUGGAAGCUGGUGAAUGCCCAAUUUCAGCUAGAGCGUGGUGGGCUGCCCUAAAACAUUGGCUCAGGAUUUCAGUGUUUAAUCUAGGGAAGGGUCUGUGCCAACAUUUGACCAAUGAGGAAUUUGUCAGCAAAUGGCAGAAAACCAUGGCUAAAAAAGCCACCUCUAUUGGUCUGUCUCCCCCCCAACUGUAUUACCUGGGCUAUGAAGGCGCCCAAAAGGUUUUAAAGCAAAGAUUAUGGGACAAUGCACACAGUGACUUGCGAUCUCGGUCACACACAGUCUGUAGUCCGCUGGCAGCAGGAGUUCAAUAUGGGUAUGUCUUUGUGUUAACAUCUUACAUCAAAAACCUAACAGUACCUAACUAUCGAAGGCUUUUCACCAAAGCCAGACUGAAUGUCUUCCCCUCUGCAGUGCUGGAUGGUAGGUUGAGAGGAGUUCCCUACCAGGACAGACUUUGCUCGUGUGCUCAAGACAUCGAUUCCAUAGAUGUGCGAAGUAUACAUUGUGCGAAGUAUGAGCAGGCCAGGGCUGAACUGAUACUACCCUUGCUGGUGCCUUUCCCAGGAAAGUCAGAGGCUCACUAUGUCAGGUUCCUACUGGAAGACCGGACAAAAGCUAGAACGUUGGCAGUGGCAAAGUUUUUAUCGGUGGUUGCAAGAACAAAUGAGCCCUAUAUUCCAAACAAAGUGCUUGAUUAACCAGGAGGUAGACUGUAUGAACUCUGUAUUAAUUUGUAAUGUUUUGUUGGGUCUCUGGACCGUAAUAAAGAUUGAUGAUGAUUUCCUUCAGAAUGGAUAGCUUUGAUCUUCUUGCAGUCCAUGGGACUCUCAAGAGUCUCCUCCAGCACCAUAAUUCAAAAUCAUCAAUUCUUUGGCAAUCAGCCUUCUUUAUGGUCCAGCUCUCACUUCCAUACAUCACUACUGGGAAAGCCAUAGCUUUAACUAUACGGACCUUUGUUGGCAAGGUGAUGUCUCUGCUUUUUAAGAUGCUGUCUAGGUUUGUCGGUUACAUACAGAAUAUGCAACAGAUUUUCUCAUUUGGAUUGUUGAAAAGGCCAAUUAGGAAGACUCACAAAUAAGCCUCAUCCCCAGUGCUUUUUUUAAAAUAAAAAAUAAAAAAUGGUGCUGGUACUCACCAUGAACUUGUUACAGUAAAUGACACACUUUUGACAUUGGGGGGGGGGAGGUGCCUGUACUUUGUACCCAGGAGUAUCCCCAGAAAAAACACUGCUCAUCCCUUUUGCUACAUCAGCCCCCAGCAUUCAUAGGACUGGAAAUCAACCUACAAGUGCUGUGUGCCCCACAUAACAGAUGAACACAAUUUGGACAUUCCAAAUCUCAUGUUUACAUAAGUGGAUCUUGCACACUCAUAACUGAAAUUAGAGCUGACUGCACCCAAUAACCUUUAUGGAAAUAUGAGCUGAAGCCCUACUUGGUAUGUAAAUAAUAACCAACAACUCCGUACACAUUGUUAAAACUCAUUUGAUUCCAACACCACCUUUCCUGUAUUUCCACAGCACAUGAAUAAUAUUAGCUGACGUAUCUCUGAUCAUUGCUAAAUUGAGACUCAUAUAAUUUGCUUACUAAUUUUAAGAAACAGAAAUUAGUACUAGUGCUGAUUAGUACAAGUUUGAAACAGGAUACAAAUUUCUUUUUAAAAUACUGUAUCUCUUCCAUACAAAAUAUAGCUGGACAGAAGAUUCCCCCAUAACCUCACCAUGUUAGAUGAGCAGUUUGCACUAAUGUCUUGGUGGGGGGUAUCACUUCAAAACUAUAGUCUUCAGCUUUCUUCCACGCUUAAUCUCAAACCAUAACUGAUACAUAUAUGUCCUCCUUUUGCCUUAACUUUAAGAAGAGCCCAGCUGAAUCAGACCAGCUCUCCUAAAGUGGCCAACCAUAUUCACUAGGGAAUCCUAGAAGCAGGACAAUGACCCUCCCCCAAUUUUGAUUCCAAAUAAAUGGCACUCAGUGACAUAAUACCUUUAAUAUAGAGGUCCCAUUUAGAUUUUUAAGAUCUAUUGUGCCUUUAAUUAAAAACUUUCUGUGUUUUCAGGUUUUACCUGUUUUAUGUGUUUGUCCCUGAUGGGGGAUAAGUUAUGAAUUGUCCCAUAGUUAGCUGGCUUUUCAAAGGAACAGAAUGGCCUUUAAUUAGUGGCUUCCAUUAUUUUUGCUUUCUUUUUCAUUUUGUGGGGAAAUUGUGUCAUUUGCUGUAAAAGUGAGAAAAGAAUAACAGAAGCCAAUAAUUAGAGCCCCCUUGGAGGGAACAGAAACUUCCUCAGGACAAUUCACUGCUAAUCCAACAGCCAUUGGUACAAUCGCCCUUUAAAAAAAUAGAUUGAUCAAGCUUUCCUUUCCAAUUUAGCAUUUAUGUUUUCUUACAUGAGUGUGUUUGAUUUAAAAAAAUGAAAUAGCUUCACUUUCUACAGUAAGACCAAAGGAAACCCAAGAGACUUGCACUUUUGAAUAUGUAGUGUUUCUGGCAAGGCUUACCAUUUGAACUGGGUGUGGAUUGGAUCUAGAAAAGUAUGGGCUGCAUAAAUAUGUCCACAACUAAUUAGUGCCACCAAGGGAGGACAAGGGAUGGAUUUUCCCAUGGGUGAUGAGGUGCUUGGCUGCUGGAUUUAUUUAGCUUGCGCAAUAGACCUAUGUACAGAUAGUACAAAAAUGAGCACACACAAAACUGUUUUCACCUAUGGGAUAUCUUUGCUGGACUGCAGCAAGUGAAGGAAAAUUAACUGUGUGUGAACAGCCACACCUAACUCAUUCCUAAGUGGUGCUAACACAGUACACCAUACUUUUAAAAGGCGUGGUGCUUGACUAAGGGCCUCCACUGCCAUAUAUUUCAUGUUUUAAGACAGAGGGGGGUGACCUGUGGCCCUCCAGAAGUUGUAAUGCUCUAACUCCCCUCAGCCCCAGACAGUAUGGCGAGUGCUUCAGUCAGAUUUAAUGCAGCGUGACAGGUUCCCUCACACAGCGCGCAGAGGUCAAGGGGGUGCCUCCCCUCCUCCUUCCCAAAGCCUAGUAAGUUCUGGGAUUUUGGAAGUACGCAUGAGGGCUUUGACAGGAUCCUAUUGUCCUCCUAGGUAAAGGGACCCCUGACAGUUAAGUCCAGUUGCAGACAACUCUGGGGUUGUGGCGCUCAUCUCGCCAAGGGAGCCAGCGUUUGUUCGCAGACAGCUUCUAGGUCAUGUGGCCAGCAUGACUAAGCCAGUUCUAACGAACCAGAGCAGUGCAUAGAAACGCCAUUUACCUUCCUGACGGAGCAGGGCCUAUUUAUCUACUUGCACUUUGUGCUUUCAAACUGCUAGGUUGGCAGGAGCUGGGAGCUCACCCCGUUGCAGGGAUUCAAACCGCCAACCUUCUGAUCAGCAAGUCUUAGGCUCUGUGGUUUAACCCACAGCACCACCCACGUCCCUUGUUGUCCUCCUACCUUCAUCCUAAAGCCUCAUUAGAACUUGCCCAACUUUGGGAAGGAGGUAGGAUGGAUCUAGGUCUCACGCAUCCUCCCCAAAGCCAGGUGCCUCCCUUACCCGGCUUUGGGCUAGAAGAGGGUUAAAUUUUGAAGGUCUGUCCCUGCAUCAGGAUGAUGGGAGUUGUGUUCAACAUCUAGAGGGCCACAGGUUCCCCACACCUAUUCUUAAAAGAUAGUCGCAUCCACCUGCUUCAGCAGGAUGGAAAAAGGCUCCCCAAGGCCAAUCAGAGACUCUUCCAAAUAUUCAUUUUCUCUCUCUCUCUCUCUCUCACACACACACACACACCCCAGCAGGCAACUGGCCAAAAGUCCACACUGCAUAAGGAAGGAGGGCACUGCAAAAGAGGAGUGUGAGCAGAAAUUCAGUUCUCUACAUUUUGCAGCAAUUUGCAUUUUUAAAAAAUUCCUCAUGAAGAUUCACUAGUAUUUUACUGCAAAUUUCUCCCACUAAAAACAUUUUCUAUGCAGUUAUGACUAGUGUACACAUUUUUGUGAUCAAUUUCCCCCGAUAUAAUGCAUUUCUGUAGAUUUUUACUAAUGUGUCCAUUAUACUGCACACUUUCCUAUAAUAUAUGCAAUUCCACAAACAUUAAUUGAUUGGAUGGAGAACUGCAUUGCGAAAUCUGCAGAACCGCAAAUUUAAGAUAGCUUUGUUUCAGUUCACAUAUUGUUUGGAAUGUGCAAAUUUGAUAAGAUUCAGGUUUAUAUGAACACUGAAUCAAAUUUCUCCUCUAUCGCUAGUCUCAAAGAGUAUUGAAACUGGGGUUGCAUAUGACCACCUCAGUACCAUCAUGAGCAUAAAUGAUCACCAAUGCAGAAUCAAAAGGAUGUUGGGAGGAGCGCUCAGCUUUUGAACUACCACAGGAUUUGUAGCUUCUCAGAACAGCUGGCUGCUGCUGCAAGACUUGGAUUAGUGUUUGUGCCAUAUAAGGUGUCACAGAGCAUAUAAACCACACCCACUGGUCUGACUAAGCUAUAAGAUGCUGUGUAAAUCUCAGAAGACAAUUCAUAGCAAGGCACAGGACUUCCUCACACCAGGACAGGUAGCAUCUCCUCAAUUAUUUCUCUGAACCUUCUAUCCAGAUAUCCAGCAAUAUCUGGAAGGCAACAAGUUGAGAUCAUAGCCUUUCCCAACUAGUUACCUUCCAGAUAUUGUUGUAUUACAGCUUCCAUCAUCCAUGAUCAUUGGGUACCCUGGUUGAGACUGAUGGGAGCUGUGGUCCACAACAUGUGGAGGGCCUCAGAUUAGGGAAGACUAUGCUAAAUUGUCUGCUUCAAAUGCCAAAUUAUCUCAGAGGCAGGAAAUCUCUGUUUUGCCUUUCCUCAGACCCAUUUCCCCCACCUAUCAUUAUAGUCUUUUGGUGGGUGGGGGGCAGUGAAGCUGAGGGAGACAUAUUUCCUUGAUUUUAAUGUCAAUUAAUUGUAAUUAACAAUACUAAUUCAGAUGUCCUUUUUGUUUUUCCUUUCUAAACAUUCUGGACUGCUGUUUACUUUAUUCUCAUUUUACUUUGGCUGUAAGUGGCAUUGCUAUUUUAAAAAUUAAUUUAUUGUAAGCUAUUUUGAGAACCUCUUGUAAUACAAAGACAUUUCUUUCUUUUGUAAUGUUCUUUUGUGCAGGAUAUAUGUUUUUGAAAGAAAUAUAUCGCCACCCUAGCCCAGCCCAGCCCAGCCCAGCAGAUCUGUCCUUCAUUCCUUCUCCCGUUAAAGAGAGUAAUACAAAUGUUUGGAGAAUGAGGGUUAAGCUUGAUUCAGCACAAGGGAAAUGAUUAAAAAUUCACCUCCAGGGCCUCUAUCCUGAUAGACUCUGGAAGCCUGUGUAUCUGUUUUAAAUUUCAAGAAGGUGGAAGAUCUGAUUUAGUGAUCUGCUAUAUUGCAUCAAUUCAUACCAGUGGCAUAACGUCUGAUUCUCUGUUGCUGUAUCCUUACUCCUGGACAUUGGUUGCGUAAUUAGCCUUGCUUCACCAUGCCUAAUUUGUAUUGGCUGUGAGUCCUGGAAGACUUCCUUCCUGCCUUGCAAGCCUGUUCCACCUGGCCUGGGAGGGUGGGGCCAGGACGGACUCCAACUACAAAAGCUGAGGCUGCUGAGUGACCUUUUCCUGGGGUAUUGUUUAGGCAAUGGGUUGUUGCUAUUUUUGAUACUGAUUUUUUGAUUGAUACUGAUAUUUGAUUUUAGAUCUUACUAUGAUUUAUGUCGAACUUGUUUGGUUUGGUUGUUAUGUUGUAAUUAUGUAGUUUUUAAAUGUUGUUAGCCGCCUUGAGCAUGGUAUGAACUAUGUAAAGGUGGCUUACAAAUAAAGUUAUAUAUAUAUAUAUGUAUCUAUGUUGAUCCGGGGAUAUUGUGCAGAAGGGCAAUCAAUGGAACUUUGGAUUUUUGCAGCCUCUCCUCUAACAUUUUACAUCCCUCUCUUUUAGUAGCUACAACUGCAGAAGAGUGAGCUUGUAGCCUGAAUCUCAACCAAUCCUUGGGAAGCAAUGGAGAAAGUAGACACAGAGACUUUAAGGGAGAAGCCCCACAAGAUGACUGUGGACCAGAAAAUGAGAGAUUUAUUCCAUCACUUUCCUAAGCCAGGUGAAAUCAAUGCUUUGCUUUUAUAUUUCCUGCCCAAGACAAGUUCUGAAAACCUGCAAUGAGCCUUAAAUUAAAUUAGAAUUUCCAUUAUCCAUAUAGGCUCACAGAGGCAUAACAUACUGGGGGGACAUGGAGGCCGUGUCUCCUGGGGGCACAAUUUUGAGGGGGCACAAACCAAGCACCCCUAUGCAGGUGCUGGCUUCUGCGGGGAUUCCUGUCCAGCCCCGUCCUGGUGUGCCCUGCCCUCAGCUCCUCAUCCUUCCCUGCCUGCUGCAGGGCUAUCUGGGCCCCAGAGUCUGACCUGGCAUUGCCGCUACAUUCCAGGCCCCUCCCUAAAUGGCCAUCCUCCUUUCUGAAUGGCUGCCUGACCAACGCCUAGUGCUCACUUACUCCUCGCUCACUAUGCUCUCCCAAUGGUGAGUGGGCACGGAUGGAGGGAAGCAGACAAGGGGCAACCGAGCAAAGCCUGGCACUCCUCUCCAAGGGCAUCAGGGGGAUUCACCUGCCAAGGGCCACAAUUUGCUAGCUGGCUUCCACCCUGCGUGGGCAGGCAGGCAUUGCAGUGUGGCAUCAACAGCAAGGGCUGGCUUUCUGUAGCAGGCUCCCUUCAUCUUCCGCAUCCCACGCCCUAGUGCGCGUGCCUCCACCUGGCUCCCACCUGCCCCGGAAACCAGCAAACCAUGCUACGUCGCCGUAAGCAUGUACACCUGCUGAGUGAAAUGACAUUCCCCAUGGGGAUAUUUUCCAUGUUGGUGGUUUAACAUAAAAGCAAGGAGGACUUGUUCCUAAAAAAUCUAGCCGUGUUAGUCUGUUUCAGCAAAGAACAAGUGAUACCUGUUGGACUAUUUUCCUAACAAUAUAAGCUUUCAUGAACUACAGCCCAUUUCACCAGAGGCAUGAAGUAUUAUCCUGAAUUAUUGGGUUAUAGAAUUGGGAGGGGGAGGAGGGUCGUAAACAAUCACGACUGUUUUUUUAAAUUACAUAUUUCAUGGACGAUAUUGUGUGCAAAUAUACUUGCAGAUAACCAAAUAGAUAUCCUGCUUCAUUAGCUAACCUCAUUCAUUCAUUCAUUCAUUCAGUCGUACAUGCAUGCGUGCUCUGUGCCCUAGGUUAUUCUGCUGAUCUCUUUCUCCCAUGGUUCAGGAGGGCAAGAACAUGGUCAGAAUCAAAACUCCUCUAAAAAGCAGGGGCCUUUAGUCAAAAGGAAACUGAUACACACAUCAGUAGAGGGAGUCGAUGGAUUUCACCUGGAGAAACCAGUCAAACUAGAGUCCUUGGGUUUCAGCCAGGUUGGAUCCCAUUGGAUUAAAGCUGGAAACAGCCAGACAACUAGGCUGUCUCUUUGGCAAUAUAUAAACCUGUAUUCUUAAUACCAAAUGAAAAAAGAUACACUACGAACACCUUUAAUGACUUGCUGCGCAAUAUCUUAAGGAUAGAGGAAGUCGUAGACUCACAUCAGAAACUCCACAAUGUUGCCACCAUGGAAAAUGUGUUGUGCCAACCAUGGCUAUCACCACUUUGUGCAAAAGGGGGAGAAAAGAAUUGCAGCUCCAACACAGAAGAAAAAAGAUAUGUCUGAAAAGUUGCUUGUUCCUUCUUUAGAAUAUUCCAUUUUUUCUUGUGUGUUGAUAAAUUUGUGUUACUUCUUUUCAUCACAGAUCCUUCCCUUCAGUUAGGGAGCCCAUGGCUCUACAGGAUUUGGGAUAUCAACCAGAAGUUCCUGUUCCUGAAGAACAACAUGCUGGUAGCAGCCCCCAAAGAUGGCAACUCACCCGGUAACAAUGGUUAUGAUCCCUUCACAUCUCACAGCUGAGACCUACACUGUUACCGAUUGAACACUUGUGCAAAUUCUGGGACUGGGUAACCAGGUGUCAGGAAGUGUUUGAUAAAGCAGCACUGUCUUCAAGUAGGGUCAGAAAUGGUGCUCCAUAACUUUUCCAUGGUCACACCCCACUCUUAUCACACUGAUCUUUGCCUGUUUUUUGGUUCCAGAUUACUUGGUGGCUAUGACCCCCAACAGAGGGAUAACCCCAAAAGAUGGAAACACAUUUGCCGUCUUUUUGGGCACCCAAGAUGGAGCACAAAGCCUCUCCUGUGGUGAACCUGGUGGUCAACCUCAGCUGACCUUGGAGGUGGGUUUCACUUCUGGUUCAAAGCCACAUUCGAUUGUUUCAAAUUUCUUCUGCUUGUUUAGAUGCAUCCACCAUGACAAAGACUUUAGAUAUUCUCUGCUGUUUGCUCAUUCUUUUUUCCCUUAAUCACUGCAUUCCAUUCUUCUCUCUGUUGUCCUUCUAUGCUUCUUCCCUCUCCUUUGUCUUCCUAGCCUGUCUACUGGGUGAGGCAAAGAUCUACUGAGUUUUUUUUAGGGCUGCUACUGUCCUUUUAGUGAAAGCAAACACUUCCUGAUUGUAAGUUCUGCACUCGUUCUCCAUUAGUUAUGAAUUUCUCCUUAAUUAUUCAGCUUCUGGUUCUAUUUCCUGUUUUGUUUUUUCAAAUUCAGUAGUGAAACCUUCCUGUUUUGGUAUAUAAACAAAGAUUCAAACUUAUGAAAGGCAGACAGGAAUUGAAGCUGAAGAACCAGUGGUGGGUCAGAACUUGUUGGACUUUAACUCCCAUCGGCCCCAUCCAGAACAGCCAAUGGUCAGAGAUGAUAGGAAUUGUAGUCCACCAACGUCUAGAGGGCCACAGGUCCUCCCAUCCUUUGAAUGAAAGGCUUAUCUCAUGGCUGAAUGCUUGGUGUAUUCAUGACACAAUCCAGAUAUAAACUUGAGGCUCCCAGUAAACUUUGAAUUUGUAUAUGCUUUGGUUACAAUCAUUGGGAUUUAGCCCCAAGUCUCGCUUUCUCCCAGGCAACGGAUGGCAUUCAUUUGUGAUGGAGCACAAGCUUUCUUUCUACUAAACCUUUUAUAUGCUUUUUUAUCUAAAAUAGGGUAAAGGCAUUAUGCAGCUCUACAACGAUGGCAAGGAACACAAGAACUUCACUUUCUUUUGUAAAAGUGGCAGCAGCACAGAGACUGGCAGCUUUGAAUCUGCAGCAUUCCCGGGUUGGUUCCUAAGCACGUUGACCGAGCCAAACCAGCCUAUUCGUUUGAGUCAUCAAGGAGGUUCUGAGAUCACUCAGUUUUAUUUUGAUAAAGUAAAAGAUUAGAACUUCUGAAAGAGGAGGAAGGUUUUAAUGCCAAUGUAUGUAUAUCCUCAUCAAGUAACAAAAUGCCUUUCAGUUCUAACAUGUUCAGAACUUCCAGUAUUCACUCAAGCUACAAAAACACGAGGAAAUUGCAUCUAUCAAGAGUAGGGAUGGCUGGAUAGGUCAAUUUUGGUUGCUCUCGGUUUCUCAUUUUUCCAGUCUUGUUCAGUUCUCCUCAUUUCCAUAUUAGUUUGCAUUUUGUUUUUAAAAGAGUCCUUGUGUUUAAUCUUGUAUUUUAUUCAGAUGUUUUAUCCUAUGCUUGUUUCUUUGUCCUUAUCUGCUCCAACAUUUAUCAGUUAAAAAAAUCCUAACUGCUAUUUUAUUUAUCUGUUUGUUUGUUUUUUUAUCCUGGUCUGUGACCGUAAUAAAGUUCAUUCAUUUUGUUUUAAAAAGAGUCCUCAGGAAUAUUCAUCAGCAUUCUGGUGCCAAUUUCUCAUUAACGUUCACAUUUCUGCAUGCAAUUGUACCUAGAGUUCUAAAGUCCUUUCUAGUCAAGUUGCAUGGGAUCACUUCCAAUCUGUCACCUCUGAAGAUGUGGACAGGCUGCUUGGAUGAGUGAAACCAACCACCUGUCUCCUUGAUUCUUGCCCAUCCUGGCUCAUAAAAGCGAGCCAGGAAGGGCUGGGCGAUGGGCUCCGUGGGGUGGUGAAUGCUUCCCUCUGUGUGGGAGCCUUCCCAGACCCACUGAAAGAGGCAGUUAUUAAUCCGCUUCUUAAAAAACCAUCUUUGGACCUGGCCAAUAUGGCCAACAACCCCCGUGUCUCAAAUCUUCCAUUCUUGGGCAAAGUGAUUGAGCGGAUGGUUGCUGAACAAUUCCAGGCACACCUGGAGGAUGUAGACCAUUUGGAUCCCUUCCAAUCAGGGUUCAGGCCUCAUCAUGGACUGAAAGUGCCUUGGUCUUGCUGGUUGAUGAUCUCCGGUGGGCUAGGUACAAAGGUGAAAGCUGUUUCCUAGUUCUGCUGGAUCUCUCAGUGGCCUUUGAUACCAUCGACCAUGGCAUCGUUCUGAACCAUCUAGAACCGUGGUUCCCAACAUGGGGCACAGGCCCCACAGGGGAGAAUUUGAUUUUUAAGGGGAACAAUUCGAGAAUGAGUUAUUAACAAUGACUUUUUGCAUUUCUUAUGGUUCUAGAGGCUUCAUAUACAGUUAUGUAAACAUAAAAAACACUGGGUGCAUUCAGGGGGAAGUAGCGCUUCAAGAGCUCUCAGUCAACAGUUGUGGAACUUCCCCCUGAAUGUGACCACUCCAUAGCUGCUAAGUUGGAGCGGUUGCCAUUUUUCGGAGCAGUGUUUUGGACCUCUACCUGCUCUGAGCACUGGUGAUCGGUGGGAAUUCAGAUACCUCAGGAAAUUCGCAAUUUAUCAAUGAGGGAAAGUAGGACACUUUCUUGUGGGUCCCAUGCUUUAUAUGUGAGGCAAAUAUAAUAAUAACUGCUAUAGAACUCUAAAUACAAAUAGUAAGUAGGAAAUAAACUUCGAUCACAAUUCCAUGAUAGUUAAUGCUACCAUUUAACUUCACUAAAAACUGUGUUCCCAGGGCUUUUUGUUAGCAAUUCAAUGGCACGUUUGGUAUUCUUUUGUCGUAAAGAGACAUAGGCAGUGAAGCUAGGUCCAAAACUUCAACUUGUGGGUUUUCUGACAUUACGGUCGACGUCAUUUGUUCAAUAUAAAAGGAGUGAUGGCAUGGCUUUGUGAUGAGACAGAAACUAAACACAGUGGUACCUUGAGUUAAGAACUUAAUUCGUUCUGGAGGUCUGUUCUUAACCUGAAACUGUUCUUAACCUGAAGCACCACUUUAGCUAAUGGGGCCUCCCGCUGCCUCUGCGCGAUUUCUGUUCUCAUCCUGAAGCAAAGUUCUUAACCUGAGGUACUAUUUCUGGGUUAGCGGAGUCUGUAACCUGAAGCGUAUGUAACCUGAAGCAUAUGUAACUUGAAGCAUAUGUAACCCAAGGUACCACUGUACCAAAAUUCAAGCGACUUUGCAAGAAAACGGUUGUUACUGUUCCUAUCUUCAUAUUUAGCUGAAUGCGGCUUUAGAGUUGUAAAUGAUUUGCUACUGAAGAAAAGAAAUCAGUUGGAUAUCACUAAAUGAGGAGACUUGAGACUGAAGCUGACUAAAUUGGUGCCUAAUAUAAAAUCUCUCUGCAGCAGGCAUGAAGCACAAGUCUACUUAUCUUGAGACGAGCUCAAAUUGUAUUUUGAAUUUGCUAGGUACCUUUAUUUUCUUGUAUAGUAAUUAAAAUGAUCAAAGUAUUACAGAAAAAGCUUCCAUUAAAAAUAAUUUAUAUUUAUGCAUCUCAGUUCUCUAUUAUGUUUUGAAACAUUCUUUGCUAUUUUUUCAUAUCACUUCAUAUUAUUAUUAUUUUUGUAACAAUUUCUUAGUGAUUUCUUCCUGAGUCCUUCAACUGUCCUUUCGUUCUUUUAUUUUUCUCUUUCAUGGAUGUCAUGUUCUUUGGAAGCUUGUUUAGACCACGUUAAUGGCCUUUUAGGCUUCCUCCACGUGAAUAGGAGCUCACUUUUUGAAUAAUAAGAAUGAUAUGUCAACGGGGGGAGCAUCAGGAUUUUAGAGAUGCUUAGGUGGGGCAUGGUCAAAAAAAGGUUGGGAACCACUGGUCUAGAGGAGCUGGAAACAGGGGGCACUGUCAUACAGUGGUUCCGCUCCUUUAUCCUGGACUGUGUUCAGAAAGUGGUGUUAGGGGAUGAGUGUGGGUGCCUUGGGGUUCCGUCCUCUCCCCCAUGCUUUCCAACAUUAAAAAGCCACUGGGAGAGAUCAUCAGGGGGUUUGGGCUGGGUAUUCAUCAGUAUGCAGAUGAUACUCAGCUCUACCUCUCUUUUAAAUUGGAACCAGUGAAGGCAGUGAAGGUCCUUUAUGAGUGCUUUGAGGCGGUUGGAGGAUGGAUGGUGGCUAACAGAUUGAGGUUGAAUCCUGACAAGACAGAAGUACUGUUUUUUUGGGGAGACAGGGGUCAGGCAGGUAUGGAGGACUCCCUGGUCCUGAAUGGCAUAACUGUGCCCCUGAAGGACCAGGUGUGCAGUCUGGCAGUCAUUUUGGACUCACAGCUGUCCAUGGAGGUGCAGGUCAAUUCUGUGUCCAGGGCAGCUGUCUACCAGUUCUAUCUGGUACGCAGGCUGAGACCCUACCUGCCUGCAGACUGUCUCGCCAGAGUGGUACAUGCUCUGGUUAUCUCCCGCUUAGACUACUGCAAUGCGCUCUACAUGGGGCUACCUUUGAAGGUGACCUGGAAGCUACAACUAAUCCAGAAUGCGGCAGCUAGACUGGUUACUGGGAGUGGCCACCAAGACCAUAUAACACCAGUCCUGAAAGACCUACAAUGGCUCCUGGUAUGUUUCCGAGAACAAUUCAAAGUGCUGGUGCUGAACUUUAAAGCCCUAAACAGCCUCAGCCCAGUAUACCUGAAGGAGCGUCUCCACCCCAUCAUUCAGCCUGGACACUGAGGUCCAGCUUCGGGGCCCUUCACUGCGAGAAGUGAAGUUACAGAGAACCAGGCAGAGGGCCUUCUCGGUAGUGGCGCCUGCCCUGUGAAACACCCUCCCAUCAGAUGUCAAGGAAAUAAACAACUACCUGACUUUUAGAGGACUUCUGAAGGCAACCCUGUAUCAGGAAUUUUUUAAUGUCUAAUGUUUUACCAUUUUUUAAUGUGCUGUAAGCCACCUAGAGUGGCUGGAGAAACACGACCAGAUGGAUGGCGUAUAAAUAAUAAAAAUAUUGUUAUUGUUAUUGAUAGUGAUAGUGAUAUUGAUAUUGAUAUUAAUUUACCUCAGUUCCCUUACAGCUGCUGUUUGUCUUUUUAAUUGUUCUCCAGCCAAGGUUGCUUCAGUCUCUCCAUCACUCACCCAAACACAUUCCUUCUGACAUUCCCAGCACACACGACCUUCUUCUUUCUCCUUCUUCUUUCUCACCCACUCCAUUCCUCCUCCAUUCUUGCCACAGGCACUGUGUUUCCCACGUUCUGUCACUCGUCUUUCAUCUCCAAUCACUCAGUGUUGCUCACUCUGCCCUUGCUUGCUUUCUCUCUCUCUCUGCUUCCCACGAUAACCUCGCAGGCUUGGUGUGCUCUGGGACACAUUUCAAUGCAUAUGGCAGCAGUGCUUUCAUCUGUGUCUGACUCAAGCACCUGUGGCUCCAUUGUCCUUCCCCACUUGCCCUAUUUCUGUCCCACCCACCUUUGGUGCAUAUGGACAGGUACAAAAGCUUUAGCACUAACAGAACAAGCUUAAGAAACCUCAAUAGGUAUAUGUCAUGGACACAACAGCCCCAAACUGGGAAGGGCAGUCUGAGCUAGAAAGCAGGCAGGCAAAAGGAGAACAAAGAGACUGGCAGAUUUCUCAGACAACUAGAGACAGUGGGCGAAUGCCUCCCCUCUCUGACGCUGGCAGGAAUGCGCCUUAUCAACAGAGUGAAGGCGGGCUGGAUGAGAGCUAGCUCUUUGAGGAAUCUCAGCCUCUCAUGGCACAAGGGAGGGGGAGAAUUUCCUCACCGGAACAGGAGGUAGCUGAACCCGUCAGUCCUAGAACUAGGCCAAUGGAAAGGGUCCAAGACAGAUGAAGAACCAAUAAAUGUAAGGGGAUAAGUUCAGGAUAUUCCGCAGGAGCCGGAAGUACUCUUCAGAAGACUCAACUUGAUCAUGAUAUAUAAAUUGGAAAAGACAAAGAUAGACCUCCGUCUAUUAUUUCUCAUCGAAACAUUAUAUACUGACACAUCAAUACAAGUAAAGGUGGAUCUGGCUGGCCAUCUCACCACUAGAAUUAAGACCACUACUGGAGUCAAACAGGGAUGCAUUUUGGCACCUUUCCUGUUCAAUUUUUAUAUUAAUGACAUGGUUAAAGAACUGGAGGGCCUACAGUUUGCCCCUGUCACAAUUCUCGACCAAAAACUCUCAGUUUUAAUGUAUGCUGAUGACCUAGUACUUGUAUCUAGAACCCAGGUGGGCCUGAGACGGCUGCUUGCAAAAUUAAGUUCAUAUUGCAUGAGGAAUGCUUUAUCUAUAAACUAUGAUAAGACGCAGGUCAUUGUAUUUGGGAAGCGUUCUAAAAGCAUGUUUGGCACCUGGAUGAACACAUCAUAAACCAAGUAAAUACGUUCAAAUAUCUGGGAUUGAUUUAUUCAGAAACGGCAUCUUGGAAUACACAGCUAUCCAAUAUUAAAUUGCAAGCCUUUAAAUCAGCAAAAGCCAUUCUGAAAUUCACUGCAUGUAAAGGUGGAAAUCUGGUCAACCCAGCUCUAUCUGUGUAUAAAGCAAAAACAAUGGCCCAGAUUUUAUAUGGUGCAGAGGUUUGGGGUACCUCAAAGGUCUCCGGUCUGGAACCCCCACAGAAUUAUUUUUUAAGAGUUCUUUUAGGUUUACCCAAAGACGUGCAAUCUGCCAUGGUCAGGUUGGAAACUCGCAUGUUGAGCAUAGAGAGCCAAAUAGAUAAAAGAAUUCUCUGUUACUGGUUUAGAGUUCAGCAGAUGGACAACACGAGGCUACCAAAAAAAUGCCUGAUUGAGCUCUCAAAUGGAUUACCCUUUAAAAACUGGGUACAUCAUGCUGCCCAACUGAUGGGCAAAUAUGACCUCUCAGUGACUGAGAUUAAAGAACUCCCCUUAUAUUCACAGAAAAAUAUUUUUAAACGAACCAUAAGGGCAGUGGCAACUAAAAACGAUCUAAACUCUAUGUGCACAUCUACAUGCGCCCCAUUGUAUUUUAAACUUAGAGAGGUCAAUGAACACAUAUCUUAUUUUAAUGAAUUGACUUUUGCACAGCUUCGAAAAGCUUUUACAGAGCUACGACUAAAUACAAUAAGCUCUGCUUAUAGAGAUGGGAGACAUAGAGGCAUACCAAAAAACGAACGUGUUUGCAUUAGGGGAUGUUCUGAAGUAGAGGACCUUAUGCAUUAUAUCUUGCACUGUCCGUUAUAUAAUGAUGCAAGAAAAAGAUUUUUGGUACCUAUAAUGACAGGGUCCCCUGGCCAGAACCCCCUUGAUAUGAUGUUAUAUCUCCUUGCAGACACAGAUAAGUAUGUGACCUGGCGGGUAGCACUUUUGCAACUGCUGCUAGGAAAAUUAGAGCAAAGUAUAUAGCCAAGGUAGCCAUUAACUGUAAAGGAGAUGAAUUUAUUUGAUCCUAUCUAUCUACCUCAGGCUAUGCUCUAUCUUUGUCACCAAACUCUGAGUAUAAAUUGCACACUGUAUUAAUUGAUAUUGUUUUUAACAUUAGUGACCAUGUGAUGAUUUUAGCUUAUGAAUUUUAUCGUUUAAUGUUUUUAUUUGUACAUUGGGGUACUUUUAUAGCUUUGUUUAGAGUAUGUAAUGUUUUAAUAAUAUAAAUGUUUUAAGUCUUUUUUUACCAAUUCAGUAUAUUUUCUUUUAAUUGUCAAAUAAUUCUGUGUACAUUGCGGCAGCCUUUGGCUAUGUGCAAUAAAACUGACUGACUGACUGAUAUAUGGACGCUCGGAGAGAGCAGUCAGAGGCUAAUUGCUUGUAUGCAAUAAAUCUUCUGUAAAUUACCUCUUGUGUGCCAUUUUCUCUUUUUUAAAAAAUAAUAUUUAUUAAUAGUUUCAGAAUUACAGAAGAAAAAGGAAAAAAUUAAAAACAACACUACAAUACAUAAAAAAGAAGAAAAAAAGCAAAACAUAAAAACCAAUGCAACAAUACAGCAAAAAGAUAAAAAAAAGAAAGAAAGAAAGAAAGAAAGAAAGAAGACACAAAUCCCAUAUUACAUAUCUUUGACUUCUAUUUGCUUGUUUCAUUGACCUCCUCACACCUCCCUUUUUGUAUUCUAGUUUGAUUAGUUAUUUCAGCAAAUUCUUUCCAUCUUUCUCAAUUUUUAUUAAAUAAUUUAUCUUAACAAUUUAACCUAUUAAUUAACUCAACAAAUCCUUUCCAUCUUUUCCCCAUAUUCUGUUAUUCAAAUUACCUUAAUUUAUUUAACUUUAUCUUACCGUAAAAUACUUUAGAGCUUAAAGCUUAAUACUCGAUUAUACAUAACUCCUGAUAUCAUUUCUACUAGAGUCAUAUAGUUUCAUUCCAACAUUUCCCCUAAUAUUCAUUAAUUUUAGGCUAAUUCCCUAGGGGAAAAAAAUUCUUUAUAAAUUUUCUUCCAAUCUUCAUCCAACGUCUCUUCUUCCUGGUCUCGGGUCGUGUCAGUCCUUACUGUCCAUUCCAUCUAGUCCAUCAACCUGGUAAUCUUAUGUCCGAGGCCCUUAAGUCUCUUCCAUGUCCCUUCUGUAGAUCUUCUUCUUCUUGUUUAUACUUGCCCUUUUCCUUGUCUUUUGUUGGUCUCUUUCUUAAUUUCUUUCCUUUCUCAUUGAGGAGUAGGUCUCUGGGGGAUUCCAACCCAAAAUUAUCUCCGUCUCCCUUCAUCAAACCAGCCCAUUCCCCACAGUCCCACUCCCCACAGUCAUCAAUGUAAUCCAAAAAAUAUUUAAAAGCAUAUUUCAAGGUCUCUCCAAAGUUAAGAACCUCCUCAGCUCCAGACUCCCCCUGGCCCACUCCAACUUCAAUCUUCAAAGACAGCGGCUUAUGCUCCUGUAGGGCCUCGGGUCUCUCCAUUUGUAUUAUUUGGGGUGCAACCGCAACCUCCUCCAUUGUCUUCUGCACUUGCCCAGUCAGUACAGGUUCCUGAGUUGGUCCCUGAAUGGUUUCUGUAUCAAUAUUCCCUGUUUGUCCACAGUUAUUAACCACAACAGUCAUCAAAUCCAUUUUCUCAUUCAUCAAAUCCAUCUUCUCAUGCAUCUGUUCCAACAAGGCACUUGUCACUUCCGGGGUGGCGCCUCCGGAAAAUGGCGGAAUUCCCUUUGAACUGAAGGGAACCCGCUGCACGGAGGCUUGGGUCCUGCCGCUACGGCGCAGCGGGGACCCUUAAAAACCACAGGCGGAAGAAGCCUGUGGACGUGGGACUCGGCGGGCACCGAGAGCGCUCUCUCCCCGUGUACAGGAGCCCGGUACCGGGCUCCGGAGUGGGAGGUGCGUGGUGCUGUGAGUCGAAGGCUUCCUCCGUGCAGCAAAGCCGCACUGCCGAUUUCGGAGAGCGCUGCCUUUUUCCUGGACAAUUUGGCAUCUAAAACAUCUAUCCGUGAGUACCUGAUCCUGGAAGAGCUGAACUACUUUUAAGAUUGGUGAAUAAAUAAAUAACAUUGGACUUGAACUUGAAAUUGAAUUUAAUUGGGACUCGGAACGGAAAGGUCUAAACAGGAAGUCGCCUUCCGUUCUUUUGUUACGUGAAGAAAGCAAAGACAAAUUACACUAAAGCUUGAAAAUUAAAUUCUGAGAGAACUAAAAUUCAACAUCUAAGAUUUCUGAACCCCCCUUUGACUGCAGGAGAAGAAGGGGGUUGUUUUGGUUUUUUCAACCCUGCGGAAGUGAGUUUAAAAUAAAGUAAUUUUCCACCGCCCUGAACCAGGAGCGGGCUGUCAGAACUGACGUUUUGAAGCUUAUCCAGCUCGACAGAUAGUUAAAAGAAGGGUAACAUUUUGAUUCUACUGUUGCCUCUUGAAUUUGGAAGGGGAAUUUUAGAUAAAGUGUUUCUGGAAAAAGAAAGAUUGUUGCUGUUGUUUUUCCCCCUCUUAAAAAAAAAUAAAAAAAAGGGCUUUCCAUCUAGUGGAACUGAGUGAAAUUGCAAUGCAGAGAGUUUAAAAGAUCUCGUGGGAAAGAAUUUUCUUUGACCUUGAAGGACAAUGCUUGUACAAAGGCUUGAACAAGUGUUCCUGGAAGGUUUUGCAAAAUUAAGUGCCCAGCUGGACCAGAUGCGUCAGGAGCCGACCUUGAUGAUGGAAGUUACCAGAGCACAGCAGCAAACAAAUGAAAUUCAGUUAAAGUCUAUACAAGUAUAUGAACCUGCUGUAGCGACGGAGGCUUCAGAGAUGGAGGGACCUUUGGAUGGGCAAGAUCAGCCUUUGAACUUGAUAAAUGAACUUGGGACAAACCUGAUUCGGAAAGAUGAAAUGUGGUCAGAUUUGGAAAUGGGGGGAUGGAUUGACACCCCUCUAUAUGGUUAUUUGGACUUUCCGAGUCUAGUGAUGGGACAUCAGAGGAUUGGAGUAGUCGAAGUCUCCAAGCUUUGUGGAAAUUGGAAGUGGUAUUAUCUGCUGUCUGGCUUGGGUAAUGGGUUUGGGAUGGACUUGCUGCAAAGAGUCAAAAGCAUCUUUUUGCUGGAGUAUCCACGACUGAAAGGGAAAUAUCAACAAGAGUGGCGAAAGGGGCAAGAAAGAGACUUGAGGGCCUCGGAUACGAGACAACCAGGUUAAGGAGCCGGAUUAUUGAGGUUAAAAGGACUGACAAUCCCGGGUCCAGGGGAGGGGAGGUUGGAAGCUGACUGGACUGAAUCUGACUUAUCAUUUUUUCUUUCUUAUUUUUUAAUAUUGGGAAUGUUUAUAAAUGUCUGAAGGAUGUUGAAUGAAAUUAUAUGGCUUAAGUAAGGAUUGGUAAAGGAUUUGUAAAAGGUAAUGAUGUAAGAAUUUGUUAAAUAUUGAAUAUAAGCUUUGAGUUUUAAAGUUUUUAUAUGACAAGAGGGAAAAUAGAAUAAGGAAACGUAAUGAUAGAUUGUUAUGAAAAAACAGAAAGGAUUUGCUGUAAAAAUUAAAUACUAAGAAACAAGAGAGGGGAGGAGGAGGAAGUCUAGAAAGGAAGUUAAUGGAGAUCGUAAAGGAUUUUAUAUUUCUGUUUUUCUGUUUUUCUCUUUAUUUUUCUGCGGCUGGGUUUUUUUCUUCUUUAUUAUUUGUAUUAUUUUUGUUUUUUUCUGUAUUUUCAAACUUUUUUGGAAAUUUUUGUUGUUACUCUUUGAAAACUUAAUAAAUAUCAAUUAUAAAAAAAAUAAAAAAAUAAAAACAACAAGGCACUUGUCUUGCAUAAAGCAAGCACCAAAACUUCCUCCCAGCUCAUAUUUAGUCAAGGUCAAAAAGGACUGGUCCCACGAUCUUAAUCUCACAGCUGUAGAGUCCUCAAGUAGACUGCAGCAACAAUUUAGCAAGCUCCCUCUAGAGGAGACAAUUUCUAUUUGUAUCCAUUUUUUUAAGGCAAGUCCAACAAAGGAAAAUUACUUUCAUUUUUCAGACAUUUUGUUUCUUUAGAAUGCAAAAGGCAACAUUGGAAUCAGUUUAUUUCUAUUCUUUAGCUAUCUGUCAAAGUAUACCAUUCACAGUCAAUGAACCUCUCCAACAAUUUCUGUCUCUGACACCCCGUUCCCAGGUUAGAGACGGUGGAAACUUAUCUUUCUUCACUCCCUCUCCUGCAGGCGUUAAACAAAGUCCCCCCCGCACCUUUUCUCCUGCUUCCAAGGGGGUUUCAGUAGUUAUAAAUGAAGGAAAUUUAGACUUUUUUAACGACUUUCCAGGCUUUAGCUUACAAGGUUUUUGCUUCAGUCUAUAUACAAAAGCGGAAGGCGGACUUCCUGUUUUGAACCUUCCCGCUUCGGUGCCAAAUUAAGAUAUUUCUUGAUCCAAUUUUCCGUUUCUACUCACGGGUACUUGUUUUAAAUCCAAUUGUCCACAGGAAAAAGUCAGCGCUCUCCGGCAAUGGCUGUGCGGCUUCACUCCGUGAAAGUAGCAAUCAGUUCGCAGCACCGCACCGCUCACCCCACUUCACUCCGGAGCCCCAAAAUGGGGUUCCCAGUGAGUGGGGGGGCGCUCCUGGUGCCCUGCCGAACCCCACGUCCCCAGGCUUCCUCCGCCUGGGAUUUCUAGCGGGUCCCCACCUUCGCCGUGGCGGGAAGACCCAGUUUCCAUGGAGCCAGUUCCUCCAGAUGGAGGAACUCCGCCAUUCGCCGAUGGCGCUAACCUGGAAGUUUGUGUGCCAUUUUCUCAAGCCGGCAACCGGCCAGCUUCUGACAGAAUACAUGAAGAUCAGGGGCGCCAACUCUAGAGGCCCCGAGCACCCACCAAAUCUAGGGAGUGUUUCCUGCCUGCAGCUGUGUGGGGAGAGAAGCUCAACAACUUUGGGCCAUCUCCUAUCAUUUUCUUGAAAAUAGGGGGGGGCUUAUACAUGGGGGCAUCUUAUAGAUGAAAAAUACAGUAGUUUCUGGAGCCUAGUGCUGGUUUUGACCUAUAAAGCUUUAAAAGGCUCAGGACUACAAUAUUUCAUUCGUGUGUGUGUUUUCCGAAUUUUAAUAAAUUGAUCCAAAUUAUUUAAAUUUAAUACAAUUUUUCAAAAAUAAAAAUUGGCUUCUAGCAGUGACGGAACCGCCCCGUCGCAGGGAUUCAAACCGCCAACCUUCUGAUUGGCAAGUCCUAGGCUCUGUGGUUUAAGCCACAGCACCACCCACGUCCUUUGUUGUUCUCCUACCUUCAUCCUACAGCCUCAUUUGAACUUGCCCAACUUUGGGAAGGAGGUAGGAUGGAUCUAGGUCUCACGCCUCUUCCCCAAAGCCUGGUGCCUCCCUUACCCAGCUUUGGGCUGGAAGAGGGUUAAAUUUUGAAGGUCUGUCCCUGCAUCAGGAUGAUGGGAGUUGUGUUCAACAUCUAGAGGGCCACAGGUUCCCCACCCCUAUUCUUAAAAGAUAGUUGCAUUAACCUGCUUCAGCAGGAUGGAAAAAGGCUCCCCAAGGCCAAUCAGAGACUCUUCCAAAUAUUCUCUCUCUUUCUCUCUCUCUCUCUCUCUCUCUCUCUCUCUCUCUCUCUCUCACACACACACACAUACACACACACCCCAGCAGGCAACUGGCCAAAAGUCCACACUGCAUAGGGAAGGAGGGCACUGCAAAAGAGGAGUGUGGGCAGAAAUUCAGUUCUCUACAUUUUGCAGCAAUUUGCAUUUUUUAAAAAUUCCUCAUGAAGAUUCACUAGUUUUUUACUGCAAAUUUCUCCCACUAAACACAUUUUCUAUGCAGUUAUGACUAGUGUACACAUGUUUGUGAUCAAUUUCCCCCGAUAUAAUGCAUUUCUGUAGAUUUUUACUAAUGUGUCCAUUAUACUGCACACUUUCCUAUAAUAUAUGCAAUUCCACAAACAUUAUUAGAUUGGAUGGAGAACUGCAUUGCGAAAUCUGCAGAACCGCAAAUUUAAGAUAGCUUUGUUUCAGUUCGCAUAUUGUUUGGAAUGUGCAAAUUUGAUAAGAUUCAGGUUUAUAUGAACACUGAAUCAAAUUUCUCCUCUAUCGCUAGUCUCAAAGAUUAUUGAAACUGGGCUUGCAUAUGACCACCUCAGUACCAUCAUGAGCAUAAAUGAUCACCAAUGCAGAAUAAAAAGGAUGUUGGGAGGAGCCCUCAGAUUUUGAACUAUCACAGCAUUUGUAGCUUCUCAGAACAGCUGGCUGCUGGUGCAAGACUUGGAUUAGUGUUUGUGCCACAUAAGGUGUCACAGAGCAUAUAAACCACACCCACUGGUCUGACUAAGCUAUAAGAUGCUGUGUAAAUCUCAGAAGACAAUUCAUAGCAAGGCACAGGACUUCCUCACACCAGCACAGGUAGCAUCUCCUCAAUUAUUUCUCUGAACCUUCUAUCCAGAUAUCCAGCAAUAUCUGGAAGGCAGCUAGUUGAGAUCAUAGCCUUUCCCAGCUACUUUCCUUCCAGAUAUUGUUGUAUUACAGCUUCCAUUAUGCAUGAUCAUUGGGUAUCCUGGUUGAGACUGAUGGGAGCUGUGGUCCACAACAUGUGGAGGAUCGCAGAUUAGGGAAGACUAUGCUAAAUUGUCUGCUUCAAAUGCCAAAUUAUCUCAGAGGCAGGAAAUCUCUGUUUUGCCUUUCCUCAGACCCAUUUCCCCCAUCUAUCAUUAUAGUCAUUUGGUGGGCCCUGAAGCUGAGGGAGACAUAUUUCCUUGAUUUUAAUGUCAAUUAAUUGUAAUUAACAAUACUAAUUCAGGUGUACUUUUUGUUUCCCUUUCUAAGCAUUCUGGACUGCUGUUUACUUUAUUCUCGUUUUACUUGGGCUGUAAGUGGCCUGGCUAUUUUUGCAAAUGAAUUUAUUGUAAGGUAUUUUGAGAUAUUUUUGUAAUUUGUAAUGUUCUUUUGUGCAGGAUAUAUGUUUUUAGAAGAAAUAUAUCACCUCCCCAGCCCAGCAGGUCUGUACCAAGGGGAAAAAAUUGAUGCCCUUCAUUCCCUCUCCCCUUAAAGAGGGUACAAAUGUUUGGAGACGGAGGGUUAAGCUUGAUUGAGCACAAGGGAAAGGAUUAAAAAUUCACCUCCAGAGCCUCUAUCCUGAUAGAAACUGGAAGCCUGUGUAUCUGUUUUAAAUUUCAAGAAGGUGGAAGCUCUGAUUUAAUGAUCUGCUAUAUUGCAUCAAUUCAUACCAGUGGCAUAUCAUCUGAUUCUCUGUUGCUGUAUUCUUACUCCUGGACAUUGGUUGUGUAAUUAGCCUUGCUUCACCAUGCCUAAUUUAUAUUGGCUGUGAGUCCUGGAAGACUUCCUUCCUGCCUUGCAAGCCUGUUCCACCUGGCCUGGGAGGGUGGGGCCAGGACGGACUCCAACUACCAAAGCUGAGGCUGCUGAAUGACCUUUUCCUGGGUGUUGUUUAGGCAGUGGGUUAUUGCUAUUUUUGAUACUGAUUUUUUGAUUGAUACUGAUAUUUGAUUUUAGAUCUUACUAUGAUUUAUGUGGAACUUGUUUGGUUUGGUUGUUAUGUUGUAAUUAUGUAGUUUUUCAAUGUUGUUAGCCGCCUUGAGCAUGGUAUGAACUAUGUAAAGGUGGCUUACAAAUAAAGUUAUAUAUAUAUGUAUCUAUGUUGAUCCGGGGAUAUUGUGCAGAAGGGCAAUCAAUGGAACUUUGGAUUUUUGCAGCCUCUCCUCUAACAUUUUACAUCACUCUCUUUUAGUAGCUACAACUGCAGAAGAGUGAGCUUGUAGCCUGAAUCUCAACCAAUCCUUAGGAAGCAAUGGAGAAAGUAGACACAGAGACUUUAAGGGAGAAGCCCCACAAGAUGACUGUGGACCAGAAAAUGAGAGAUUUAUUCCAUCACUUUCCUAAGCCAGGUGAAAUCAAUGCUUUGCUUUUAUACUUCCUGCCCAAGAGAAGUUCUGAAAACCUGCAGUGAUCCUUAAAUUAAAUUAGAAUUUCCAUUAUCCAUAUAUGCUCACAGGGGCAUAACAUACUGGGGGGCGGAAGAAGGCCGAGUCCCCUGGGGGCAUAAUUUUGAGGGGGUGCAAACCAGGCACCCCCAUGCAGGUGUUGGCUUCUGCGGGAUUCCUGUCCAGGCACGUACUGGUGUGCCCUGUCCUCAGCUCCUCAUCCUUCCCUGCCUGCUGCAGGGCUAUCUGGGCGCCAGAGUCUGACCUGGCAUUGCCACUACAUCCCAGACCCUCUCUCUGAAUGGCAGCCCAACCAACGUACUGCUCACUCACUCCUCGCUCAGUAUGCUCUCCCAAUGGUGAGUGGGCACGGAUGGAGGGAAGCAGACAAGGGGCAACCCGAGUAAAGCCUGGCACUCCUCUCCUAGGGCAUCAGGGCGAUUUACCUGCCAAGGGCCACAAUUUGCUAGCUGGGUUCCACCCUGCGUGGCAGGCAGGCAUUGCAGUGCGGCAUCAACAGCGAAGGCUGGCUUUCUGUGGCAGGCUCCCUUAAUUUUCCGCAUCCCAUGCCCUAGUGCGCGUGCCUCCACCUGGCUCCCACCUGCCCCGGAAACCAGCAAACCAUGUUACGUCACCGUAAGCAUGUACACCUGCUGAGUGAAAUGACAUUCCCCAUGGGGAUAUUUUCCAUGUUGGUGGUUUAACAUAAAAGCAAGGAGGACUUGUUCCCCAAAAUCUAGCCGUGUUAGUCUGUUUCAGCAAAGAACGAGCGGUACCUGUUGGACGAUUUUCCUAACAAUAUAAGCUUUCAUGAACUACAGCUCAUUUUACCAGAUGCAUGAAGUAUUAUCCUGAAUUAUUGGGUUAUAGAAUUGGGAGGGGGAGGAGGGUCGUAAACAAUCACGACUGUUUUUUUAAAUUACAUAUUUCAUGGACGAUAUUGUGUGCAAAUAUACUUGCAGAUAACCAAAUAGAUAUCCUGCUUCAUUAGCUAACCUCAUUCAUUCAUUCAUUCAUUCAUUCAUUCGUACAUGCAUGUGUGCUCUGUGCCCUAGGUUAUUCUGCUUAUCUCUUUCUCCCAUUGUACAGGAGGGCAAGAACAUGGUCAGAAUCAAAACUCCUCUAAAAAGCAGGGGUCUUUAGUCAAAAGGAAACUGAUACACACACCAGCAGGGGGAGUCGAUGGAUUUCACCUGGAGAAACCAGUCAAACUAGAGUCCUUGGGUUUCAGCCAGGUUGGAUCCCAUUGAAUAAAAGCUGAAAACAGCCAGUCAAUAGUGCUUGCAACUAGGCUGUCUCUUUGGCAAUAUAUAAACCUGUAUUCUUAGUACCAGAUGAAAAAAGAUACACUAGGAACACAUUUAAUGACUUGCAUGCGCAAUAUCUUAAGGAUAGAGGAAGUCCUAGACUCACAUCAGAAACUCCACAAUGUUGCCACCAUGGAAAAUGUGUUGUGCCAACCAUGGCUAUCACCACUUCACACAAAAGGGGGAGAAAAGAAUUGCAGCUCCAACACAGAAGAAAAAAGAUAUGUCUGAAAAGUUGCUUGUUCCUUCUUUAGAAUAUUCCAUUUUUUCUUGUGUGUUGAUAAAUUUGUGUUACUUCUUUUCAUCACAGAUCCUUCCCUUCGGUUAGGGAGCCCAUGGCUCUACAGGAUUUGGGAUAUCAACCAGAAGUUCCUGUUCCUGAAGAACAACAUGCUGGUAGCAGCCCCCAAAGAUGGCAACUCACCCGGUAACAAUGGUUAUGAUCCCUUCACAUCUCACAGCUGCGACCUACACUGUUACCGAUUGAACACUUGUGCAAAUUCUGGGACUGGGUAACCAGGUUUCAGGAAGUGUUUGAUAAAGCAGCACUGUCUUCAAGUAGGGUCAGAAAUGGUGCUCCUUAACUUUCCAUGGUCACACCCCACUCUUAUCACACUGAUCUUUGCCUGUUUUUUGGUUCCAGAUUACUUGGUGGCUAUGACCCCCAACAGAGGGAUAACCCCAAAAGAUGGAAACACAUUUGCCGUCUUUUGGGGCACCCAAGAUGGAGCACAAACCCUCUCCUGUGGUGAACCUGGUGGUCAACCUCAGCUGACCCUGGAGGUGGGUUUCACUUCUGGUUCAAAAUCACAUUUUAUUGUUUCAAAUUUCUGCUGCUUGUUUAGAUGCAUCCACCAUGACAAAGACUUUAGAUAUUCUCUGCUGUUUGCUCAUUCUUUUUUUCGUAGUCAGGGAAUCCAAAGGACAUCUUUGCUAAAUCACUGCAUUCCAUUCUUCUCUCUGUUGUCCUUCUAUGCUUCUUCCCUCUCCUUUGUCUUCCUAGCCUGUCUACUGGGUGAGGCAAAGAUCUACUGAGUUUUUUUUAGGGCUGCUACUGUCCUUUUAGUGAAAGCAAACACUUCCUGAUUGUACGUUCUGCACUCUUCUCCAUUAGUUAUGAAUUUCUCCUUAAUUAUUCAGCUUCUGGUUCUAUUUCCUGUUUUGUUUUUUCAAAUUCAGUAGUGAAACCUUCCUGUUUUGGUAUAUAAACAAAGAUUCAAACUUAUGAAAGGCAGACAGGAAUUGAAGCUGAAGAACCAGUGGUGGGUCAGAACUUGUUGGACUUUAACUCCCAUCAGCCCCAUCCAGAACAGCCAAUGGUCAGAGAUGAUAGGAAUUGUAGUCCACCAACGUCUAGAGGGCCACAGGUCCUCCCAUCCUUUGAAUGAAAGGCUUAUCUCAUGGCUGAAUGCUUGGUGUAUUCAUGACACAAUCCAGAUAUAAACUUGAGGCUUCCAGUAAACUUUGAAUUUGUAUAUGCUUUGGUUACAAUCAUUGGGAUUUAGCCCCAAGUCUCGCUUUCUCCCAGGCAACGGAUGGCAUUCAUUUGUGAUGUAGCACAAGCUUUCUUUCUACUAAACCUUUUGUAUGCUUUUUUAUCUUAAAUAGGGUAAAGGCAUUAUGGAUCUCUACAACGAUGGCAAGGAACACAAGAACUUCACUUUCUUUUGUAAAAGUGGCAGCAGCACAGAGACUGGCAGCUUUGAAUCUGCAGCCUUCCCGGGUUGGUUCCUAAGCACCUUGACUGAGCCAAACCAGCCGAUUCGUUUGAGUCAUCAAGGAGGUGCUGAGAUCACUCAGUUUUAUUUUGAUAAAGUAAAAGGUGAUUAG